AUGAAAUCAACCGCAUGGCAGGGGAGGUAAGAGGAAGCAAGGUCCCAGACAGCACAGAAGGGAAUGGACACUGGUCUCGAGAGACUUCGGAUGAGUGGCAAGCCUAGAUCAGAGUUUCCCAAACUUGGGUCUCCAGCUGUUUUUUAAACUGCAACUCCCAUCAUCCCUAGCUAGCAGGACCAGUGGUAAAGGAAUGAUGGGAAUUGUAGUCCAAAACCAGCUGGAGACCCAAGUUUGGGAAGCCCUGAUCUAGAUGAAGACAGCAGAUGGGCGCAUGCAUACAGGAAGCUGUUAAAGGCAGAAAUGAUGGGCAAAACUAGAUAUGAAGCCUCAGUCCGAACAAAUAUGGGCAGGUGGGAAGCUGGUGGGAAGGCACUGCUCCCAUAAAGCAGCUAUGUAUCCUAUAGAUAGCAUUCCUUUCUUCUCAAGGCUGUCAGAGGACCAUCCUCUUUAUGAAGGUGUCUUCUGUUCAGUUCAAGUUUGGUUUACAGCAGAGACGGCUAACCUGGUGCCCUCCAGAUGUUGGUGGGGUCUGCAGCACCAAUCAUUCCUGACCUUCAGCCAUGCCAGCUCAGCUGAUGGGAGCUGGAGUCCAACAGCAUCUGAAGAACCACAGGUUAGACUUAAAAAUAAAGAAGCCUAAGAAGGGGCCCCCUGAGAACUUUCUCUGAUCCCUAUAGGGAAAAUGUUUGAUAUCUGUUACAUUGUGUGUGAGUUAACAAAGGACUUUCUUCCUCUUCCCUCCCACAGCUAAACUAGGUGAAGGAAAUUAAGCAGCUGGAGCAGAUAAAUAAUAUGGAAUAAUUAUAUGAGUAAAGAUAAACUGGAAUGAAUCCAAUAACUAGGAAGGAAAUUUGGGUGGAAGCAGGACAAUGAGGUGGAGGAAAUUAUUGUCCUGGAGGAAGUGAAGGGAUAUGGAGGGUGGCGCUGUUACUGAUCUUCUGUAAGCUUUUCAUGGGCUUCACUGAGCUUAGAGGCAAAAUAACAGCUAUAUAGAGAGGAUGAGGUCAUUUUUUAGGUAUCCUGGUCCCAUACUGAAUAGGUCUUGGUGUACUAACACCAGCACAUUGAAUGUAUCCUUGUAGCUAAUUGGCCACCAGUGCGAGUUUUUAAGCAGUGCCAUAAUAUUGUUACAAAAGCCCGACGCCUGCCCCCUCUCUCUGCCAAGCAGUGGCCAGAGCGCAUGGGUUCACAGGCACAUGUACAGUGGUACCUCGGGUUACAUACGCUUCAGGUUACAGACUCCUCUAACCCAGAAAUAGUACCUCGGGUUAAGUACUUUGCUUCAGGAUGAGAACAGAAAUCAUGCUCUGGCCGUGCGGCAGCAGCAGGAGGCCCCAUUAGCUGAAGUGGUGCUUCAGGUUAAGAACAGUUUCAGGUUAAGAACGGACUUCCAGAACAAAUUAAGUACUUAACCUGAGGUACCACUGUACAGGGUCUGUGUCUCUUCGGAGAACAGAAGACAUGACGGAGGCUGUCGUGCUUUAAGAAAUAGGGCUUAUUCGCCUAUUUACACCUUCCGCCUACAUCUUAUAGGACGCUUAUGAAAGCCUAUGAGAUGGCUAUGAAAGCUGCUAAGAAAUCUUACUUUGCAGCUUCCAUUGCAUCCGCUAGCUCUCGCCUGGCACAACUUUUUAGAAUAAUUAGAUCAAUAACGUCCUUAGGACAACCAAAUUUAAGCACAAAUUCGACCCACAGCUGUGAGGCAUUCGUGAGCUUUUUUGCGGAGAAAGUCCUGUUGCUCCGUCGUGACCUCCCUGCCAAUUUAGAUACAGUGACUGAACUGGAGGCCCCUCGACUGACUUCAGGUCCAGUGUUGGACCAUUUCGAUCGAAUACUCCCUGCUGAUGUGGAUAGAUUCCUCCAAGUUGGUAGGCCCACCACCUGCCUCCUUGAUCCGUGCCCGUCUUGGCUGAUUAGGGAGUGUCCAGAUGUUGCGCGGACCCCCUUGGUUGAAAUUAUCAAUUUGUCCCUUGACACGGGGACAUUCCCAGAGGAACUGAAAGAAGCAGUGGUAUGUCCACUCUUAAAGAAAACUUCAUUAGAUCCCUUAGACCUAUCCAAUUACCGCCCAGUUUCAAAUAUUCCAUAUCUGGGUAAGGUAACUGAGAGAGCGGUUGCUGAACAGCUUGGUAGGUUUCUGGAGGAAACAUCGGCUUUAGAUCCAUUUCAGUCCGGUUUCCGUCCUGGUUUUGGGACCGAGACGGCUCUGGUUGCCCUAACAGACGAUCUCCGUAGACAGCUGGAUCGAGGCGGGUCAAGACUGGUGAUCCUUUUAGAUUUGUCAGCAGCCUUUGACAUGGUCGAUCAUGAUCUUCUGGACCACCGCCUCGCAGACGUGGGGAUACUGGGCAUAGCCCGUAACUGGCUGUGCUCUUUUAUCUCUGGUCGGGGACAGAGGGUGGCACUAGGGAGGGAAAUGUCAUCGCGCCACUCCUUGGUGUGUGGAGUGCCGCAGGGCGCAAUCCUCUCCCCAAUGCUUUUUAACAUCUUUAUGCGCCCCCUUGCCCAGAUUAUCCAGAGCUUUGGGCUGGGUUGUCACCAAUAUGCUGAUGACACUCAGCUGUAUCUGCUGAUGGAUGGUCACACCGACUCAGCCCCGAACACACUGACCAGAUGCUUGGAAGCUGUGGCUGGAUGGUUUCGUGGGAGCCAAUUGAAACUAAAUCCCUCGAAGACAGAGGUCCUAUGGCAGGGUCGGGAUGGCAUGGGGAUGAGGGACCAACUCCCUUCUCUUGCGGGGGCCCAAUUAGUGCCAUUGCCUUCCGUUAAGAGUUUGGGUGUAAUCCAUGACGCCUCCCUUUCCAUGGAGGCGCAAGUUACAGCAACAGCCAAGGCGACAUUUUUCCACCUUCGCCGCAUCAAGCAGUUGGUCCCUUACCUUUCCCGCCCCGACCUGGCCACAGUGAUCCAUGCGACGGUCAUCUCCAGGCUUGACUACUGUAAUUCGCUCUACGCGGGGCUGCCCUUGAAGCUGUCCCAGAAACUCCAGCGGGUGCAGAAUGCUGCAGCGAGGCUCCUCACGGGGUCUCUGCCAUGGGAGCAUAUUCACCGAGUGCUUUUCAAGCUGCACUGGCUCCCGGUGGAGUACAGGAUCAGAUUUAAGGUGCUGCUUUUGACCUUUAAAGCCCUUCACGGCCUAGGACCCUCGUACCUACGGGACCGCCUCUCCCGGUAUGCCCCACGGAGAGCCUCAAGGUCCAUAAAUAGCAACACCCUAGUGGUCCCGGGCCCUAAGGAAGUUAGAUUAGCUCCAACCAGAGCCAGGGCCUUUUCAACUCUGGCUCCGGUCUGGUGGAACACUCUGCCUCAUGAGACCAGGGCCCUGCAGGAUCUGAUUUCUUUCCGCAGGGCCUGUAAGACAGAGUUGUUCCGCCUGGCCUUUGACUUGGAGCCAAUUUGAUUCCCUCCCUCUCUUUCUUUUUUCUUUUCCUUCUCCUCCUGCGAUGAGGCUACAUUUUAAUAUUUUAAUGUUUCAAUAUUUUAAUGUUGUAUUUUUAAUUUUGUUUUUAAGUUGUAAUCAUUUAACUAGUUUUUAUUAUUGCUUGUAAGCCACUCUGAGCCCGGCCUUGGCUGGGGAGGGUGGGGUAUUAAUAAUAAUAAUAAUAAUAAUUAUUAUUAUUAUUAUUAUUAUUAUUACAUGGAGGGGGUCCAGAUUUUACAACAUGGCCCAGAGCAUUGCAGGCAGUCCUUCCUUCAUGCUCACCAAAGUGGAUCUGUCAUUUUCUUCUUUCCAGAAGCCCCUUGCCAGAGCAGUUACCCUGGCAACCUUCCAAAUCUCCAGUCUCUGGUCACACCUGGGACAAGGAGUUGUUGACGACCCUCGAUGGCUGUCUGCCAUAACGCUAACAGCUCUGGUCUUCCCUCAGCCAGCCAGACUGGUUUGGGUAAGGCAACCCCUUGUGGCUUAUAUUCUCCCUUCAUAUCACAAAGGACCCCAGAUCCUAGCAUUUGUUAAUUUCUAGGGUUUAGGGGGAUUCCCGCUAUUCAAGCAGUUAAGCCACUGCCUUUUGCACCAGCUUCAGCUUCUGGGUCUGCCUCAAGAGAAUCCCCACACAGAUAGCCCUGCAAAAACCCAAUUUGGAGGGUACCAGAUUGUGGCCAGGCUAUCACAACCCAGGAAGGGCCAUAGCUGCCUUACCAACCAAAGCGGGUAAAAGGCACCGUGAGGCACCGUGCAAUUAGAAAGUUCUUCCCAACAUCCAUCUUAAUUGUUCUUCAUUUCCUUCCUCCUUAUUGAAUACCUCCUGUAAGCUCCUGAGUGCAUUUGGCAUCUGAUUUGCCUCCUAGGGGUCUGAGAUCUCUCGGUGGUUAGCGUUAUCCAACACAAUCGGUUCAUUUUUUUUAUUUUAAAGGAGGAUGGCUCUUUUCUUUCAUUUACAAUGUUUCUACUGCCAAGAGAAAAUUCUUUAUUUAGAACAGAUGAGGCUAGUCCAGUGGUUGAUAGCACCUCACAUCAUUCAGAUGGGAUAUUUUCAGCGUUAAUCCACAGGAAAUGACAAAAGAAUUCACAAUAGCCCUUUGUGCCAGACAGGGCAAGACAUUUCUUAAGAUUUUAUUGUUUUGUGUGUAUUUUUUGUGUCCAUUGAUGUGGUUGGCUUUUGCAUUUGGAUUUUCACACAAAAUUUGCAACGGCCAUUUGAUUUAUCUGUCACUUUCAAGGCUCCUCUAGAAAAAAGUGACCAAGGGCUAAGCUAGAUGCAAUAAAUCCUUCCUUUGAGAAUCACUGAUGUAUGGGGAUCAAGAGUACUGAUGUGUGGGUAUUACUAUUUACAGUAUUAUAAACUGAUAUAAGUAAGUAAACUGAAAUAAGAGAAACAUCCAAUGGGGUUUUUGCAUGCCCAGUCACAGUGCUCUCACCCCCGGGAUCAAGGUCUUUAAGGGAAGAAGAACUGGACACCACAACAAUUUUGGGAUUCAAUUGGCCACAACUUUAUUAAUUUCAGAUAAAGGAAGCCUUGGCAUAGGCACUGGGUGUAAAAAAAAAAGGUAAAGGACCCCUGGACAGUUAUGUCCAGUCAAAGGCGACUAUGGGGUUGUGGCGCUCAUCUUGCUUUCAGACUGAGGGAGCCAGCGCUUGUCCACAGACAGCUUUCCGGGUCAUGUGGCCAGCAUGACUAAACCACUUCUGGCGCAAUAGAACACCGUGACGGAAGCCAGAGCGCACAGAAACACUGUUUACCUUCCCAUUGCAUUGGUACCUAUUUAUCUACUUGUACUGGCGUGCUUUCAAACUGCUAGGUUGGCAGGACCUGGCACAGAGCAAUGGGAGCUCAGCCCGUCAUGAGGAUUCGAACCGCCAACCUUCUGAUCGGCAAGCCCAAGAGGCUCAAUGGUUCAGACCACAGCGCCACCCACAUCCCCAUUGGGUGUAUAUCCCUCUCAGCCACUUUAUAUGGGUGGGGAGUGGACCUGAGUGAAGACUGCUGCACUCCGGCCUACUCUCGAAGUCCCUCCUCCCAGGCUGCAGUCAAUUGGCCAAAAUUUCAAAAGGGUGUGACAGGAACCCGAACGCUCCGUGGCAGCUGGGGGAGCAACAAACUGCCGCAAACAAGAUGGCAUUGCUCUGAUGUGUGGUAGAGUUGCCGUGACAGGCUCCAACUGCCACCCCCACCCCCCCACCCCCGGAUUGUAUAAGUGGCCUUUAUGACAUUAGUAGGACAAAUAUAGUUUAAGCACAUUGCCCAUUAAAGGUGCUAUAGAUCUGAUUAAUAAAAAUAGAUCUUUAUGUAGUCUAAUGCCCAGACAUCUGCCUUUUAUGAUGACUUCUGUCUCUCUGUGGCUGCGAAGCUGCUGUGGAAAGAUGUAAGUCACAUCUCCCUAAAAAUAGUGAAAAGCUAAUUUGGAAAUUGAACCAAUUCCAGACUUUCUCAAUUUAUCCAUAAUGAUCUUAAGUCCAGAUAGGGAGAUAGCCUUGUGGUCUUCCUUUGCUCUUAGCUUCACACACCAUGAUUUCCAUUUACAAAACAAAAACCUAUUCUUGUAGGCUUCAUUAUUAGCUUUGGCUUUCAUUCCAUAUUAAAAAUAACAAAAACACUCAAGUCAUUGUCUAGCCCUUCUCGUUUCUGCAGCAGGAUGCACUAGCAAAGGGAGUUGCACACUUACAGAGAAGGAACAACAUUGCUGUUAACAUUCCCCGCAGGGUAUCAUAGAAUCAGAGAACUGUAGGGUAGGAAGGGACCCUGAGGGUCAUCUUGUCCAACACCCUGCAAUGCAGACAUCUCAGCUAAAGUAUCCAUCACAGAUGGCCACCCAACCUCUGCGUAAAAACCUCCAAGGAAGGUGAGUCCCUCACCUCCUGUGAGAGUCCAUUUCACUUUUGAACAGCUCUUACUGUCAGAAAGUUUGUCCUGAUGUUUGGUCAACUUGUUUCUUUGCACCUAAGUGUCUGGCUUAAAUUUUUGCCCCCUUUCCCUACCUCCUAGGGUGGCGCUGUGGGUUAAACCACAGAGCCUAGGACUUGCUGAUCAGAAGGUCGGCGGUUCGAAUCCCCGUGACGGGGUGAGCUCCCGUUGCCCGGUCCCUGCUCCUGCCAACCUAGCAGUUCAAAAGCAUGUCAAAGUGCAAGUAGAUAAAUAGGUACUGCUCCGGUGGGAAGAUAAACAGCGUUUCCGUGCGCUGCUCUGGUUCGCCAGAAGCGGCUUAGUCAUGCUGGCCACAUGACCCAGAAGCUGUACGCCGGCUCCCUCAGCCAGUAAAGCGAGAUGAGCGCCGCAACCCCAGAGUCGGCCACGACUGGACCUAAUGGUCAGGGGUCCCUUUACCUCCUAGUUCAGGGGAAGGGAGUGAAGCGCUCUCUCUCUUUCAUUACCAUCCUACGCCACACCCUGGAAGCUAUAGUUGGGGUAUCCAUUGUGAUGCCUUCCAAAGUUGCUAGACUACAGCUCCCAUCAUCCCUGGCCAUUGAUCAUGCUUGCUAGGCUGAUGGGACUUGGAGCCCAGAAACAUCUGGUUCCCCAUCCCUACUUGAGAUAAAAGCCCAAGUGCUUCCUUACCCUGCCAUAACAAACCUGGUCACAUGGUCCAGUUGUUCUUGAAUACAAGGGGAUCCGCAAACUUUAAGGCUCCACCACAACAUGAAAAUGUUCUGCACAUCCAAAACUGACCUGGGUUAGGCUUGGAACUUUCGCCAUUCGCGUGCUAGCUUUCCAGAGUCAGGGGACUGUUGGGAUGGUGGAACACUCAGUAUGUGAUUUCCCCCCCUUUGCAGCUCAAGAGUGGUGCAAGGUUAGGCAGUAAAACAUUUCGCUCCUCUUCAACAAGGAAACAUUUUGUAGCCAUGAUUCUUUAAUUGCUUUUCAUCUUUUAGCAAACACGUAGAUUCAGAAAAAUAAAAUUUCCCAUUUAUUUAUUUUUUCAUUCUAACUAAAGUGGAGAAGGGUUAAAAUGGAAAUGCAACUUAUUUCUUACGGGGAUCAAAGUAAAUUCAUGGAGAACAAACAGCUUCUUUCCCCUCCCUUGCCCAGCCCUAACCACUUUAGCUUCCUGCAGACUUCUUUAUUAGUUUCUGUGAGUAGUCUGUUUCCUAUGAUGACUGAAGGCAGGGCAUCAAACUAGGCUUGGUAUCUAGGGUUCUUCACAGUCUUUUAUUACAGACGAGGGACAAAAUACAUUCCAGGAUGCUGUCACUAUUUUGCGAGGCGGCGGGGAUUUGAGCACAUAUUGGAAAAUUAAGUUUGCGCAAUUGAAGUGGAUUAAAGCAAUCUGUCUCCCUAGCAUAACAAUCCCCUUUUUUAUUUUUUAAAGCAUGGAUAUUUGUGGUUAGGAAAGCGACUGGGAAAAGCACUGAAAUGUGUGAGAUGAAUGAAUGAUUUAAUGGGAAGACGUACAAACACCCUGCAAUCAAAUCUUGAGUAAAUUCAGAAUGAAAACUCAUUGUUGUAUAACUGCACUGCGGACGAAUCAGAAAGAAUGUUCAGUGUUUUUUUAAAAACAACAACAACAACAAUACUAUUGAUUGUUGCAAUUAUAAUAAGGCAUGUAUCUCAAAUAUAAAACCACACACAAAAAACCAUAAAACAAUAUUCUGAGACUAUAUGAGUUGGGAAAAAGAUUGCUCAAUAAAGGCUCGGUAUACUCUUAAGGUCCACAUAAACUUUGUGUUUGCAAAUAAGGAUGGAUGCUCCAUAAAAUAGCUGAUCUGGAGGAGUGCCAGUAUUCACAGACCAUUCUAGAUAAUACUUGCCUUUGAAACUAUGCCUCAUCUCUGGCAAGCUAAACCUUCUAUAACUUGCAGGACUACAUUCCCAGCAGGUGGUGCACAAAUGUACAGGAAAACAACAGAUUAUUUCUAACAAAUUAUAUACGUACAAGCCAGUGUCCUCCCCCAGGAUUUUCAUAAACAAGUGAAAACACCAGCUAUUUGUUUCUUUAUUCCAUCUCCUUAUUACUAAAUGAGUGAAAGCUAAAAGUAUCUCUGUGUUACCGUCUUUUGCUUAACCUGCAGUUACAGGAAAUGGCACCAUAACUGAAUUUACAGGUGGCUUAGUCCAUCAGACCAACUUUUCAUUCCUUAGUCAUUUCAUUCAUUAUAUGGUAUACAUUAUAUGGCUUUCCAAACUGCGGGAGACAGUGGAAGACAGAAGUGCCUGGCGUGCUCUGGUCCAUGGGGUCACGAAGAGUCGGACACGACUAAACGACUAAACAACAACAACAACAACAUAUGGCUUUCUAUACCUAUAUCUAGUUAUUUCUGACCCGAGAAAGGACCACACUCGCCCAAUGAACAUCAACUGGAAUUAAUGGACACCUAGAGUUACUCAUAUUCCCAGGAACUCAUCUUCUUCACAAUCCAGCUGUGCUGAUGACACAAGCUACUCAUUUUUGCCCUGCCUUGCCAUAGCUUAGUAUGUGAGUUGGGGCCUGGAAUUCUGGAGGACUUUGAAGUGCACCUAAAUGAUCUAAAGAUCUAAAUGAUCUAAAGAUACUAAAAUCUUUAGUUAUGAUCUGUUAGACCAGCAUUUUACAACUGUGUUUUUAGGGGGAGGUUGUUUCUUGGUUGUUUUUAAUUGCUUUGGGUCACUCAGUGAGAAAAGUGACUAACAAUUAUUAUUAUUAUUAUUAUUAUUAUUAUUAUUAUUAUUAUUAAUAGAAUCCAAAGAAAAAAUAAAUGCCACCUUGAAACUAGAAAAGUGCUGUGCGAAAGAGAUUCCAACUACCUGUCGGGUGUUGGGUUUCGUUAUGAAUGUUUCUGUGGUUUAAGUGCCACACAUUGGAAAUCCCCCAUCCCCAAGCAAGGCUGCUUUGCUUAGUUUCACAUAGUUUGAUGCAGUUAUGCUUCUUGUUUGCAUUCCCCCAUGAUUUUUCUUGGCAAAGGAGGGGAGGUCCCCAAUUUGUUUUAUAAUUGUUAGGUUGUGGGUGAACAUAUUAGACGACACAGCAAUUCUUCAAACAGCUCUUGUUUAUUCACAGGCCAUGACAGAACUGAACUGAAGGGCUCAGACAGCCUGCUUAUAUAGAGCUCCAGUACCACGUUACUGUAACAACUUUCUAAAACUAUCCAAUCACUGAAUGUCACUUUCAAUCCUGCAUUUGCAUAACUAUCUGCAGUAUCCCCCUGCUGGCCCAGGGUGAGAACUUCAGUACAUAACAAUAAUUGCCCUCCACCAUGGCUGUUCCUAUGUGAUAGGAAAAGCAGGGAGGGUUUUUAUUACUUAAUGUUGCUUUUAAAAGCAGCAUUUCGAGCUUUUCAGUAACUGAACAUGAACUCCCUUCUUCUGGCAAGCGAGCUUAUGGAGGGCAUUACAAAAAUUGGCUUGAAUUGCACGUUUUUCUCUGUGCGGUGGUGUGACUUGGGCUAAAUGGUUUUGCUAGACCCUUUCAAUCCAUCCAUCUCUUUAUUACUGGACCCUAUUGCUGGAUUUAUUACUGGAUUCUUUUUGCUGGACUCUAAAAUUUGGGUUGAGCCAGGACUGUUGGAUGCUAGGAACCAGUUCCUUGCUUUCUAUGCCUCUAGAAUAAUGAUCAAAAGAAGGAACGUCAGAUGCUUGGAGGCAGCCAACAGGAAUCUCUGAUCAGAACUUGGAGGUUGGUAAUUCUUGGGAAGCCAAAACACACCAUUUAUGUAAUUCCUGCAGCAUACUUCAUUUCCUAAGUCUGAGCAGCUUGUCUCAGAAUGCAGCGUCUCAGGACCACUUCUCUAUCUCCCCUUGUGUCUGCCCCUACUUGUAAUCUCCUGGUAUGCCCCGCGGAGGACCUUAAUAAGGUCCACAAAUAAUAACACUUUGGAGGUCCCGAGCCUCAAGGAGGUUAGAUUGGUUUCAACUAGGGCCAGGGCCUUUUCAGCACUGGCCCCAACAUGGUGGAACGCUCUGUCACAAGAGACUAGGGCUCUGCGGGACUUGACAUCUUUCCACAGGGCCUGCAAGACAGAGCUGUUCGCCUAGCCUUUGGUUUGGACUCGGUCUGACCCUUAUGUUUCCCUCCCCUUAUGGUCUUGAUUUAUCAGCUACUUUAAAAUGAGGCUCCAUUUUAAAUUGCAUUUUAACCUGUGUUUUAAAUUGGUUUUUCCCCUUCUUCUCCCCCCCCUUUUCCCCCUAUUAUGUUUUUACUGUGAUUUUAUUGGUGUUAGCCGCCCUGAGCCCAGCUCUGGCUGGGAAGGGCGGGAUAUAAAUAAAAUUUAUUAUUAUUAUUAUUAUUAUUAUUAUUAUUAUUAUUAUUGAUUCCUGUACCUCACUUCGCCCUCUUACCUAACACAUCUGAGAAGCAUAGCUAUGGCACAUGCUGUUCUUGAAGGAGGCCCCAGGUCCGAUUACCAACAUUUCCAGUUAAGAGAGUUUGGGAAAGGCCCCAUCCUAAACCCUUGAAGAUCUGCUACCAGGCAGAAUAGGCAGCCCUGGGCUAGAUAGAUGAUCCGAUUCAGUAAGAACAAGGGUGAGGAUGUGGACAGGCUGCUUGGACGAGUGAAAGCAGCCACCUGCCACCUUGAUCCUUGCCCAUCCUGGUUCAUAAAAGCAAGCCAGGCAGGGCUGGGCAAUGGGCUUUGCGGGGUGGUGAAUGCUCAGUCCAUUGAAGCCUGUCUUUGAAUGCAGGGGAAGUCCCUAACUCACUGAGAGCUUGAAACCCAUCAGCUACCCUCACCUGGUUUAGCCGGCCAGUCAAAGCCGUUCCCGGACUGUGGCCACUUGCAAUGCUGGACUACAUCUCCCAUCAUCCCUGACCAUUUGCCAUACUGGCUGGGAUUGAUGGGACCUGGAGUCCAGCAACCUCUGGAAGGCUACAGCUUCCCUUCCGCUCUUCACACCAGUGCAGCUAACAGAGUAAGCAUGACGCAGAGGUGAUUCUACAUUAGGUAGGGUUUUGUGUGAGUGCUUUAAGAAAAUGCCUGAUUACCCAGAGUAUCUCUAUAAACACUGGGGAAUGUAGCAGUGCAAAUGGUACAACGCUGCUUGUCAGCACUCUUAAUUACUGUGCUCGGAGUUAAAAUAAAUUAGUUUACAUGGAGUUACAAGUUUGUGUGGUUGCCAUCAUUAUGACUUUCUGAUAAGCGUUUGGCCCCUUUUCUCGAAUCCGUAAUGCCAGUGAUUUGAGGUUUCGUUUAUUCAGUGUUUAUUCAGAAGGAGACGUCUUGAGGGCUAACAGCUUAAUCAGUGGCUUGUGGGGAUAAAAAUUAAGAUGAAGUGGGGGGAGAAUCUUGGGGCUUUUGUGGUUUUUGGCAGCAAACUGUAAACAUUUCUUCAUGGACAAGAGCUGAGUAUGAAAUUUUACUGCGCAGUUUUAAUGAGGGAGAUCUCAACCAUUUUACUGCCCUUUUCCGUAGCUGUCUGAAUGCAAUGACAAAGACCUGUUUGUAAAUCUAUGCCACUGGACAUUUUUUUUGUAGGCAGGGUUGUAAAAAGUGUUUUCAGCUGUUUUGUUUAUUGGAUCUUGUCUUUUGGUUAAAAAACAAAACAAAGGUUUCUUUGCUGUGCAGAAUUUCAGUAUGUAACUCGGUGUGAAAUGACAAGAGACCAGUGGAGGUCUGCAUUGCUAAAAUCCUUGCACUGACUUGAAGAUGAUGCUUGCGACUAAUCCCUGGUAACCGCAAAAUGUUCAUUUUGGCUGCUAGCAUGUACCAUGCUCAUAUCAAAUUCUGUGCUGACCAGCAUAGGGCGAUAGAACGUCAGCCAUUCUGAAAUAUUGUAUAGCAAGUUUUUUAGAGAAUGGUUAGGUUGACAGUAGUCAAGGGGGGGAGGGAGAGAGUGGAGGUGGUGGAGAUGGGAAACCCCAGCUAAGGGAUUGUUUAAAUGACAAUUUGCCAUUAGUUAAAAACCUCUGCUGGCUUUCUGAAAUGUUGCCUUCUGCAGAUGUUUCAGUAUUGAAAUGGCUAAUCUCAUGCCUUUUGGUUCAUGCCUUGCUAUGAUUCUGGCCUUUGCUGUGCUGCUCAUUUUAUGUUGGUGUGGGGUAGCAUUUGUACUUUUAAUACUAUUAUUGUAUGCACACUUUUUAGAAUUCGGCGAUCACAUUUCGUUUUCCUUGUUAAUCUGGUUUUUAACUAAUUUUAGCUGUUUUGUAUUUUAUGGUGCUGUAAAUAGUUUUGAUGCUUCCCCCCCCCAAACAGCAAUAAAUACAUUUAUUAUUAUUUCUUGUUUAUUAUGUAUAACUCUUUCUGGAAUAUGGUUAACUUUGUUACGUAGGCCACUACAAAGUAUUGUUCUUAUGUUUGCUUUAUUAUAUCUUUUUUUGUAGUUCUAUCAUGUACUAUUUGUUGUUGUUGUUGUUGUUGAAUUAAUAUGCUGUUUAUAGCUUUGGGGGCCUUUGAGCCCAAAAGUGGUAUAUAAAUAUACAGCAGCAAUAAUUCUGUUCGCUAAGCAAUUAACCACAGCAUCUAGUUGUAAGGAAUACAGUACUAGGGAUUUUGGCAGUGAUGUUUAUUUAACGAAACAUGCAGGUAACUUAAAUGUUCCAAAAACGGCAUUCCAAACAGAGGUGGUGUAUCAAAAGAUAAAAAGCUCCAAUAUAAAAAAAAUAUUUUUAUAUAUACCUCCCUCCUAGUUAGCUGCAAUAUACACACAGCUAAAAUCAGCCAUUUUCUGGGAAAUUUAACUUGAGGUAUGCGGUGUUUGCUGAGUGCAAUGAGUGAUCUGUAAGAUUUGUAAAGGCUUUGAGUGUGAUCAAAUAAUGAAAAUAUACACACUGUAUUAUUCUAUCAAGGAGGUGAUAUUUGGCUAGCAUACUGAGAAACAACACUUCGCCACCUUCAACUGCUAGUUUUGUAAACUUGGCCACCUGGGAGUAUGCAUGAUCCCAUACUGGGGAGUUCCUUGCCUGGGGCUUUUUGUAAAGUUCAUUAGCACAGAUUGGAUUCCUGAGAAAUUUAACUUUUAUUGUUUAUUAGUUUCUAGCCCUUAUGGGUAUGGAGGAGAUUUAAUGGGUGAAGGUGGUAAAAAUACAGCAAAGGUGGGGGUGGGGGGGAGGGGAAUCAAGUAAAAAAAAAGAAAGAAGCCAUAUUAAUUAUGCACACAAUCCAGCACUUCCUUGCUGAAACUUUCUGGUUGAAAUGUGUCUUAAAAUGUGUUUAAAUUUCACUGGCUCAGAUUUAUACAGCCAUAUAUACCAAGUCUUUUUGAGGGCUUUAUCACAUUCAACUUCUGUAUUUGGAGGUUAAAACCAAGAAUAUUUUAGAAUCUGUUCAAAAUGCAAUCCAGCAAAUUGUGUCAGUUUUUGUACAACAUGCAGACCAACCAUGGUACAUUCUGGCUUAUUAUAUUUGUUUUUGUUUACAGAUGCAACAACCCAUGGGCUUUGUAGCCUUAAAACUGUUCAAACGCUUUGCUGCUCUUGCUCAUAGAUAUUUUGCCGUAGUAAAUUGCAUUUGUUAGCACAGAGUUUCAUGGGAUUAUGAGAUACAGUUGGCAUGAAAAGGUUAGAAUUUCCCUAGGGUUUAGCUGGGAGCGAAGAAUAUACAGGGAAUGAAUACUCCCUGCAAUUUCUUUUAAUUGAAGAAUUAUCUUCAUGUACUUUUUCAUGGUGCAAAAUUUCACUUGCAUGCCCUAUUAAAAUGCCUUCUUCUCAGUGGGUUGGUCUUAACUAAAAAACAGUGUUUAAUUUUAUACAACAUUGCCCAUUACUAGCUGUCCUUCUUCAUUUGCCUCUUGCUGCAGAAGCAGUUGACUACACAAUCCGUACUUUAAGGAUCUGAAACAAUGACUCCCCUGUUAGGCUGCAUGUUUGUGCUUUACUCUUCAUUAUUAUCCACCCUCCUGGUAUAAUGGAAAUUGUUCAAGCAUAAUCAGAGACUGAUUUUGUUCAGAAUAUUGUUGUCUGCAUUGGCAUAAAAUGCAUUUGACUGAUAACCUGGUUUCAUUGUUUACCCACAUUGGGAUGGUUUCCAUCAUUAAUGUGACUGCCACAGUUCCUUUAGUAUGUUGAACAAUUAAAACAGUCCCUUCUUGGCUAAAGUUUACUUAUUACAUUCUAUACAUAGGUAGGCAAUUCAGAAGAGAUCUGCAGUAACCAAAAAAACAAAGCACCAUUCUAAAUAUUGAUGGUCUUGGCCAGAAUAGACAGUUUGGUUGCCAUAACUUACACACAUGGUAAGCUAUUCAUGUAAACAAAAUUCUCCUGUUAGACGAUACCUUGCAGUUCCUUGCCUUGUUACGCAAGAAAGUUUGGCACAUUUCAGAUGUCAUAAUUUAGUGAAUUUAAACUUGUAUAACAUAUGGAUGGAAAACAUGCAAUAGGACCCAGGCUAUUUUAAUGUGGAAAGCAUGCAGACAUUGAUUUCAUGGAUGAGGCUUUCACAAAUAAAUUGCAUAGGGCUACACCGUAAAACAGGAUUGCCUGGAGCAACCUUUCCCAACCUGUCCAAACAUUUUGGACUACAGCCCAGAUAUUUCAGACCUCAGCUCCCACCACCCUUGGCCAUUGGCCAUGCUAGCUGGCUAGUUGUGGUUCAGUACUGUAUAUCUGGAGGAAGCAGUGCCCUUCUGGCUUGGUCCUGUUUGUGGGUCAUUGGAAAAGGAGUUUUGAAAUAAAAAUUUGCAGGGUCCCAGUAUCCACACCUGAAUCCGUGAACAUAAGCUGAUAACUUCGGUGCAGGUGCAAGAGUGGUAGGAAGCAGAGCAGUGUGUCUGUUAGCCUUCUUGCUAGAAUGUGCAUUUGAUCGGUAAUAAUGCCUUCUUUCCUUUUUAAAAAAAUAAUUUUUAUUGAAUGAUUUUAUGUUACAAAAAGCAAUACAGCCAUACUACCACUAAAUAUAAUUAAGAAAUAGAAAUUACAUACAUCAAUAUUUAGUUUGUUAUUUGUUAUUUACCGUCUUAUUUCCUCCCAAACAUUGCAUACAAAAACACACAUAUGUGUCUGCAAAUAAUGCCUCUUGCUUUCCUGAAUGGAGAAUGGAGGCAUGUGUGUGCAUGGAAACUUCUGAAUUUUGCACAGUAGAAAUAUAGCAUACUGUGCACCCACUUUUUGCUCCUAGACCUACCCAUGUCGCAUGUGGACUACAUCUCCCAUCAUCCCCGACCAUUUGCCAAGACUGGCUGGGAUUAAUGGGAGCUGGAAUCCAGCAAUCUCUAGAGGGCUGCAGCUUCCCUUCUGUUCUUCACAUCAGAAUCUGCACAGUGCCGCUAAUGUAGUAAGCAUGGGCCAGAGGAUUUUCUACAUUAGGUAGGGUUCUGUGUCAGUGCUUUAAGAAAACGCCAGUUUACCCAGGUUAUCACUAGACACUGGGCUUCCUGUUGAUGAAGCCUAACACUUCCAAGAGACAGAACUGGGCUUUUGCUCCUUUGCAAGCAAAGGAUUGCAAGCAAUUAGUGCCCGUGAAAAAAAAUAAGAUGACAAAUAAAGAGCUUUUUACUCCGCAAGGCUUUUGUGGGUAAUUGGUAGCUGCUGUAUUGAUCUGUUUUCUGCUUUACUCACGUUUAUAUUUUAUACUGCUUCAUGCUGGUACAGCUACUUAAUGGUUUAAUUGUGUUAUUAUUAUGUCAUGAUGCUUUUUUAUUGUUGUCUACCACUGUGAGUAUUUUAAUAGAAAUGUGGCUUAUAAAUAUUUUAAACAGGUAAGUGAAUGCCUGCCUUAUUUAUGGUUAAGCAAGCAAUUUCAAGGCACCCCCUCUUCCUUCUUAUCAUUCUUCAUCUUUAAAAGAGACAGGACAGCCCUUUGAGGACUUGGUCAAACAUAUGCUUAUCUUCUGACAGCCCUUCAAAUAGAAGGAGAGAGCUCAGAAAGAGGAAGAGUCAGGCUUCAACUGGCUUAACUGGUCAUUAAUUCUCCAGAGAGAGCCCAGGCAAGUUCAAUUUUGCAAGGAGAAUUGUCCCAAAAAUGUAGUUCCCAGGAUUCUUGGGUCAGGGGAACCCUGACCAUUAAACUGAUACAAAACCACAUUUGUAGUUUAGAUGUGAGCAGAGAGAAGAAUUCAAAUGGGUAAACAAAAAUACAGCAGGUAUCAGUCAGACCAUUCCUUUGCUGAAGCUUAAAAAUAAAACCAGCCAUCAGAAAUUACUUAAUAAUAUGUAGGCAGUGGGAACCCUUAAAAAAACCACUGAACAUAUGGAUCAAUCCACUCAAAGCCAAAUAAUGAACAAUACACCAUUGAAUGAAUAAUAUCCCACUGUCUUACAAGAAAGGGCAAUCUGACUUACAUAAAGCUUCCUUUAAAGGAGACCAUAUGCCCAAAUAUAAUGAAAAAGGGUUCAGCUCCAUAAACUUGAUCUCCUUCAGAAUCUCAUAAAAUGCAUUCCGAGAGGUUGGAAGUCCUUUAUGCUAUCUUGAUCCCAGUGACCUCUGGAAUAGCAACAGUAAGUAUAUCUAUGUCACAGAUCAUCUGGCUACUCUUCCAAGUACAGCGGUACCUCGGGUUAAUAACUUAAUUCGUUCUGGAGGUCUGUUCUUAACCUGAAACUGUUCUUAACCUGAGGUACCACUGUAGCUAAUGGGGCCUCCUGCUGCCGCCACAUGAUUUCUGUUCUCAUCCUGAAGCAAAGUUCUUAACCCGAGGUACUAUUUCUGGGUUAGUGGAGUCUGUAACCUGAAGCAUCUGUAACCUGAAGCGUCUGUAACCCGAGGUACCACUGUAGUAUGUAUGUGCCCCUCAUUGUUUUUUUGGCUUCAUAUUCUUGUUCUUGGUUCAUUUUGGGCUGGGUGGGGCUGGGGUGGAAGGUUGAAGGCCACUCCAAUUUCCCCCCCCCCAGCUCCAUCCAGCCUGGUAUCUUUAUUUAUCCCAUCCCCAUCCUCUGUGAAGCUCCUUUUUAUUUAGACAGUUUAGGCUGAAGCCAGAUUAGACAUGACACUAAACACAUCUUUCCAUCUAAUAUGUAGGUACUUCCUUUUGCUUUUUGUUUUAAAAUGCAAACUGCAUCAGCCAUGGCUGAUAAUUAAUGGCAAUUGGAGAGGAAUUUUAACCCUUCCUUUCGCUUCCAUGCUGCAGGUCUGAGGAAGAUCCUUCAACUGAAUCUAGUAUUUGCAUAAGGGGGGGGGUCCCUUCCCCAAAAGCAAAUGCCAAUGACAGAAGGGAUUGCCUUUUUGGGAGGGAGGAAUCCCCAAAACAUUCCAGUGAGACCUGGGGAUGGUCAGUGGCCGCAGAAUGCUGUGGGAUCUGUAUGUGGAAAAUUAGGAGGGAUGAGGAAAUGGAAUGAAAGAUUCUGGACUGGAACCCAGAACAGGAACAUUCCAAUUGCGGGUCUUACUUGUUCCAAAUAUUUCCAAUUUAGAUUUCUGAAAUUUAGCUUUGAGAGAUUCUUGUCAGAAAUGUUGUGGCUGCAUUAUAAGGCAGUAAGUACAGUGGUACCUCAGGUUAAGAACUUAAUUCGUUCUGGAGGUCCGUUCUUAACCUGAAACUGUUCUUAACCUGAGGUACCACUUUAGCUAAUGGGGCCUCCUGCUGCCACCGCGCCACUGCUGAACGAUUUCUGUUCUCAUCCUGAAGCAAAGUUCUUAACCCGAGGUACUAUUUCUGGGUUAGCAGAGUCUGUAACCUGAAGUGUCUGUAACCUGAGGCACCUGUUCUACUAUAUCAACUUGACUAAAUCCAGUAUUUUUACCCCUCACCUUCAAACCCCCACAUCCAACUUUUCCAAUACUUAGGAAAAAGUAAUGAUUAGGAAUAUAUAUAUAUAUAUUCAGAUUUGUUGUGGGAAAAGGGUGCAUAAGCAAAUAGGGCACAGAAGGAUUUGAUUGAAAUACAUAUAGGCACAUGCAUGAGCACACAUGCAAACAUAUUGGAUGAUAUUCAAGUAAAUAAUUGUGCCGGCACAGUAAUUUCUGCCCAUGGAACUGGGUGGUCUCCCCUUUCUGCCUCCCCCCCCAUGUGUGUGACCUGCACGGUUCCUAAACCUGCUCCACCGGGGCGGAGGGGGGGGGAGAGAAUCCUGAACAAAUUUAGAGGGCACACGGGUGGAUGAGAGGGGGAGAAAGUUCUAUUGCACAAUGAGAACUCCUAUGUUGAAUAUAACCCAUUUGUUGCAGCUCAACAAACAGCCCAGGAAGGAACAACCAAGUUAGCUAUGCAAGACACUACAGGAAAAGUAAAAAGUAAAAAAAAAAGAAUAAUAAAGAGAGCCUGAGGGAAGAGAGAAAUCGGUAAAUCUAAUCUGAGGGGUCUUUUCUGGCCUCAAAUAUGGCAGUGACCCAGGACGUUGUUUCUCACAAAUCCCCAAGUCAACACUCAUUGUGUUGACUCUUCCUCUUCAUCGCUUUGUAAGUAGAAUGCAAUAGUGCAGCUUUGCAAACAAGAUUUCAGUAUAGAUAAGUUGGAUCUGUACAUUUGGGAGGUGGGGUGCGGGAAAAGUGUGAUACAGCACUUUAGGAAUUGUGCUUCUUCAGAAUGCAUAUUUUAUUGCCAUUUUACAGUAGGCUAACUGAGGCUUUGAAGCGGUUUCGUUGAGGCCUCUUGGUAGCCCAUUACCAAGAUUAUACUUCAGACUCCCUUCUUGCAAUUUGAAAUAUCUUUCAACCCACUGAAUUAGGCUUCAUUUGAGUCUCUUAAAAUUGCAGGAACAUUCCUUUUCAAUUUAAAUCUAAUCUGUUUGAAUGUUCAGGAACAUUGUGCACUGGCUAUAAUAUCUAAAAAAUCUCAAGCACUUCAUAUAGUUAUUUUCUUGGACAAAUUGUCUGGUUGUUUUAAUUCUGACAUUGUCAAACCCUUCAAAAAUGCCUUGUCCAGCCAAACCAAAACACGCAUCCCUCCCAAAUGCAGGGAGUCCAAAUCCUUCCACACUCGUGACUGAGAAUCACUAAUUUUAGUGUCGGCUGAAGUUCAAGAUAUCUUUCACAUCCCUGCAAGCGCAUAAGCCCUGGUCCAAAUCCUGUCACUGUGAUUUGUGUUUAGAGGAAUCUGCAAGCCGAGAAUUAAUCGUCCUUUAAAACAUGCGUGAUUUUUGUUAAGUCGUGCAGCCAACAGAGAAGCUGUGGCUUGGUAUGGGAUUGUGGGUGGCUAGAGAAACCACACACAAGAGCCCCAUUGAAGCAGCUCAUGAGCUUUCCAGAAAGAAGAGUGGAAUCAGAAGUUUUAGGGGUUUUUUUAAAGGGCCACUUAAACCUCCCCAUGUUAAGAGCUAAUUUUCUUGCAAUCUGGCUUCAAGGUAGAAUACAGUGGUACCUUGGUCCUCAAACUUAAUCCGUUCCAAAACCAAAACGUUCCAAAACCAAGGAGCACUUUCCCAUAGAAAGUAAUGCAAAAUGGAUUAAUCCGUUCCAGACUUUUAAAAACAACCCCUAAAACAGUAAUUUAACAUGAAUUUUACUAUCUAACGAGACCAUUGAUCCAUAAAAUGAAAGCAAUAAACAAUGUACAGUGGUACCUCGGGUUAAGUACCGUAUUUUUCGCCCGAUAGGACGCACUUUUUCCCCUCCAAAAAUGAAGGAGAAAUCUGUGUGCUUCCUAUGGGGCGAAUGCAGGCUUUCGCUGAAGCUUGGAGAGCAAGAGGGGUCGGUGCACACCAACCCCUCUCACUCUCCAGGCUUCAGGAAGCUAUCAGCAAGCCUGGGGAGCCCGUGGGAGUUCCCGCAGGGCUCCCUAGGCUGCGGAUAGCAGCCUGCUGCCCGGAGCGCGGGGCGCGCUGAAGCCGCGGCUGGGGGGGGAAUAAAUUUUUUUUCUUUAUUCCCCCCCCAAAAAAAACUAGGUGCGUCCUAUGGGCCGGUGCGUCCUAUAGGGCGAAAAAUACGGUACUUAAUUUGUUCCGGAGGUCCGUUCUUAACCUGAAGCACCACUUUAGCUAAUGGGGGCCUCCCGCUGCCGCCACGCCGCCAGAGCACGAUUUCUGUUCUCAUCCUGAAGCAAAGUUCUUAACCCGAGGUAAUAUUUCUGGGUUAGGGGAGUCUGUAACCAGAAGCGUAUGUAACCCGAGGUACCACUGUACUGCGGUCACACAGUCAAUCAAUCAGUAGCUGAACUGGGUUCCACACAGUCACAAAAACAAAACAAAAAAGCUACAAACAUGCAAAAUAAAUAGCAAAAACAGACAGCGCAACAUUCAAAACGGAAGCUUGGCACUCAAAACGGAAGCGUAACACUCAAAACGAACACAUUCGGCUUCCGAAAAAGUUCGCAAACCGGAACACUUACUUCUGGGUUUGCAGUGUUUGGGUUCCAAGUUGUUUGAGUACCAAGAACCAAGGUACCACUGUACAUGUUUUGUAUGCAGAAUGCCAUCAGUUCAGUCCUGGCUCAAUCCAGUGAAAAAGAUCAGGUAGCAGAUUAUGGGGAUACUAAAGUCAGUGUGACAGUGCUGCACCAGAUGAAGCGAUGGCCUGACUCAGAAAUGUUUGAAAUCAAUUAAUAUGCACCAUGUUCAUGUUAACAGCUUGAGCAAACAAUUAGUAAUAUAUUCAUGUUUGAGGUUAAUAGUAGAAAUGUGUUGUGGUCGUAACUUGAACAACUGUGUUACUUGCUGGGAAUGGAAUAAACUUUUUGCAUAUGCUCAGAAGCACUUUUUUCUGAUUACUGUCUUUGAGAGCAUGUGACUGGUUUGAGCCUUAUAGGGCCCUGACACGCCAGUGACUUCUUAGCUGAUGCAGUUACAUAAACAGCUAGCUUUCUGGAACAGUUUGAGCAGGAUACCAAAAAUACAGCAGGUGUUGAAAUUUCAGUUUUGGCAAAUGGCAAACCUGGCGUAAGAUUCUCUCAAUGGUUUUGUGGCCACUCUAAUGUAAAUACCUUUCGGUCUUAGCUGUUUGGCUCUAGCCACUCAGGAACUAUUAUGCCUAUUUAAUUUCCUUUUAAAAGAGUCUCUGGUUGUGAAAUAAAGCUUAACAAAAAUGCCCCAGUGUAAUCUUUCCUUGACCGCCCCAAAGCCAGAGGAGGAAAUUAUAGGAAUCUAACACAUACUUGAUAUAUUACACAAUGGCCUGUUGUUUCCAAGUGGUUGUCUUGUUAUAUUUUUAGGAGGACUGACUCAGGAUUUCUGAGUAUUUGGAAUUGGCUGAAUCAUCUCUGCCAGAAGAUAGGCACCCAGUGCUUUUAUAGUACAUUAGUUUGACUCCUGAGCCUUGCAAUGACAUUACCAUUUCUUUUGAGACGCAGUGUGUGGAGAGUGAGAUUGCACAUUUUAGCCACUAAAGUAAGACACAGUGAAGUUAUUGUCUAGCGCAGUGUGACCCCCUACACAGCCUAAAAAGCUUGUUCUUGAACGGGACAUCAUCCUGCUCUGUGACUGCAUGAUUGCAAGCUACACAUUUAAGUGUAGCCAGUGUGGUGUAGUGGUUAAGAGCGGUAGUCUUGUAAUGUGGGGAACCGGGUUCGCUUCCCUGCUCCUCCACAUGCAGCUGCUGGGUGACCUUGGGCCAGUCACACUUCUCUGAAGUCUCUCAGCCCCACUCACCUCACAGAGUGUUUGUUGUGGGGGAGGAAGGGAAAGGGGAAUGUUAGCCGCUUUGAGACUCCUUAAAGGGAGUGAAAGGCAGGAUAUCAAAUCCAAACUCUUCUUCUUCUUGUUUCAAAAGAGGCUCAGUAGCCUUUUGUCACAUCACCCUAUGAGUCCACUUGGCCCAGCACAGUCUGCUCAGCCUGGCUAUCCUUUCCAAGGUUUCUGGAAGUGAUGGGUCUCCCAGCUCUGCUUGCCUGACUCCUGGAACCUUUAUAGCAAGAGAUGCCAAUAGUACAGCAAAUCUUGGGAUUUAUUUUAUUUGAAUGGAUUCCCACUCCCUUGUCCUGGAGCCACAGGGUCAGUAAACAACAGACUGGAUACUCUCGAUGGUGGUGGUGGUGAAACAUAUCCAAAAAAACCACACCCUGUUAGCAUUUAAGAAGAGUUUGGAUUUGAUAUCCCGCUUUAUCACUACCCUAAGGAGUCUCAAAGCGGCUAAUGUUCUCCUUUCCCUUCCUCUCCCACAACAAACACUCUGUGAGGUGAGUGGGGCUGAGAGACUUCAGAGAAGUGUGACCAGCCCAAGGUCACCCAGCAGCUGCAUGUGGAGGAGCGGGAAACCGAACCCGGUUCACCAGAUUCACCAGAUUACAAGACCACCGCUCUUAACCACUACACCACACUGGCUUUAAUUAUUAUUCCAAUUAUUGCAUUGCAGGGGGUUGGACCCUGGGGGUCCGUUCCAACUCUACAAUUCUAUGUACCGUAUUUUUCCGUCUGUAAGACGCCCCCAUGUAUAAGACACCCCCUAUUUUGGGGGACUCAGAUUUAAGAAAAUGGGGGAAGAUGGCCCAGAGUAUAAGACACCCCCCUAAAUUUUGACAUUAUUUUUUAGGGGGGGGGACUAGUCUUAUACACCAAAAAAUACGGUAAAUACCUAACCACCAGUCAACCGCAGUCUUCAGCCAGAUUCACCCACACUGCUGGAAACGUAAACAUAUGGAGGCGAACACACACAACAAGCCAGUUUGUGCUGCAGGUAGCAAUAGGCACAGAAUGGCUUUAUUUUGAGAUGAGUCAGGGCACAGCGUCCCUCACUGAGUUCUUUCUAGCAAGUUUACAGGAAAGCUCUGUGAGCUUCAACUCCUGUCAUGCAAAACAUGAAUUUUUUGUUCUGACUGGACUUUAAACAUCCCACAGUAGCCGCCUUGUGAUAAGGCAGCAUGCAUACAAAACACUUGUUACAAUGAAGUGGCAAAGGUGGUUCAGUACAUAGGCUUUCAACUUCCAUGUACAGUGGACGCUCGAGUAGCGAACGUGAUCCUUGUGGGAUGCACGUUCGCAACCCGCAGCGCCGCAUCUGCGCACGCAUGGGUUGUGAUUUGGCGCUUCCGCGCAUGCGCGGCCGCCGAAACCCAGAAGUAAACCAUUCCGGUACUUCUGGGUUUCAGCGCGUCUGUAACCUGAAAAAAACGCAACCUGAAGCGGCUGUAACCCAAGGUAUGACUGUACAGUGGUACCUCGGGUUAAGUACUUAAUUCGUUCGGGAGGUCCGUACUUAACCUGAAACUGUUCUUAACCUGAAGCACCACUUUAGCUAAUGGGGCCUCCUGCUGCUGCCAUGCCGCCAGAGCACGAUUUCUGUUCUCAUCCUGAAGCAAAGUUCUUAACCUGAAGCACUAUUUCUGGGUUAGCGGAGUCUGUAACCUGAAGCGUAUGUAACCCGAGGUAUCACUGUACAGGAUUCAAAAGCUCAGUACAGACAGCUUUUUAUAGCAGUGAAAGGAGUUACAAGUCAUUCCCUCUCUUGUCUCUAUGGGUCUUGAACACCUUGUAUGUAUUCCAUUGAUCCUUGUGCCAGAAAACGUCUGGUGGAUUGGGCCCUGCGUUAAUUGUCAGAGAGGCUGCAGUUUGUAUUUUCUACCUAAGGCACCCAAGUAUCUCAGCCAUGUGUUGGAACAUUCAUCGCAUUAUCAAAAGAGUUUGCUUUUUAAUUCAAAUAUUAUACUUUUCUUUUUUUUUAAGAUAACCAUUAAUAUGUUUUCCUCUUUAGCAUCUUUCCAGCAUGUGUAGCAGGAUCCCUAGCAACAAACAACCUCUGGUUGAACACAUCUAAAUGUAACCUUGGCUCAGUCAUUGCAGUGUAGUAACACUCCAUAAUUCUCCAUUAAUAUUAUCUUCCUAAAAUAUCAUUUUUAAGAUGUUAUCAGUACUGGGAGCUGUUCAUAGGGGGGGGGAUAUGGGGGGGGGAAAUAUGUUCAUAAUGACUUUUCUAUCUGCAGCAUAUGUUGCUAUCAUCCCCAUGAGUAAUAAACAUUUGCUUGGCUGGAGAAGAAACGUUCGCUCACUCAAACCACUCUUGCUUGUUCUUCCCCCCUUCCUUUCUCCCUUCUCCUCUCAACCAGCUUAUUAAACUGGUGCACUUAAUUUCAGAAUUGUUCAGCUUUAAUAAUGCCCUUCCUUAAAACAAUGGAGCAGGCAUAUAAAGGGAGAACAGCAUCUGGAUCUCUCCACUUAUAUAUUAGUAGCCACACAUGAAAUGUUUUCUUUACUUCCUUUAUGGAGCUCUUAAAUAGCUCACAUUAAAAAGUCAGUCCAAAUUACUCCUGUUGAUGUUAGCAAAUGUUUCUGGUUUCUUUGCUUUUUUUUAAAAAAAAGAAAACUAUUCUAACCCAGACCUCAUUGGUUUGGUAUGUUCUAGUUAGGUUUUCAAAAUCAUAUAGUCUCAUAGCUUGUUUCUCCACAUUGGACUGCACCAGAACAUCAGUAGAGAUCGUGACAUCGCAACCCCUGCUGUGCUCCAGACUCUGCAUGUCCCGGACCCAGGGUAGCAGUAAUAAUAAUAAUAAUAAUAAUAAUAAUAAUGAUAAUUUAUUUCUACCCCGCCCAUCUGGCUGGGCUUCCCCAGCCGCUCUGGGUGGCUUCCAACAAAAAAUUUAAAAUACCGUAUUUUUUGCUCUAUAAGACUCAGUAACGGGAAAUGUGUGUGCAUCUUAUGGUCUGGUGCGUAACGGGAAAUGUGUGUGCAUCUUAUGGAGCGAAUGCAGGCUGCGCAGCUAUCCCAGAAGCCAGAACAGCAAGAGUGAUUGCUGCUUUCACUGCGCAGCGAUCCCUCUUGCUGUUCUGGCUUCUGAGAUUCAGAAUUUUUUUUUCUUGUUUUCCUCCUCCAAAAACUAGGUGCGUCAUGUGGUCUGGUGCGUCUUAUAGAGCGAAAAAUACGGUACAUUAAAACAUCAGUCAUUAAAAACUUCUCUAAACAGGGCUGCCUUCAGAUGUCUUCUAAAUGUCAUAUAGUUGUUUAUUUCCUUGACAUCUGAUGGGAGGGCGUUCCACAGGGCGGGCACCACUACCAAGAAGGUCCUCUGCCUGGUUCCCUGUAACUUCGCUUCUUGCAGUGAGGGAACUGCCAGAAGGCCCUCAGUGCUGGACCUCAGUGUCCGGGUUGAACAAUGGGGGUGGAGACACUCCUUCAGGUAUACUGGGCAGAGGCAGAAUCUAGCAACAAUAGAUGGCAGAAUCCUAGUCAUUAUAUUAGCGCAGACAUAAAUUCUAUUGUAAUCAUUUCAGAGGAAAUGGGUGUGAGUAGCAACAAAUAACACAGAGACCUCAGCCUGCAAGUCUUGUUUGGAGGAUUUGGAGUUGGGAGGUGUCUUCCGGCUCACCUGGUCCAACAUCCUGCUUGAUGCUGGAAAUACAUAGCUAGAGCAUCAUCAGUGGAAGGCUGCCCAGCUUGAAGACCUCCAGGGACACGGAGACCACCUCGCCCUCAAGGUCAUUGCUGUCCGUAAUGUUCAGCUGGAAUCUGCAGUCCUGCAGUUUAUCCCCAUCUGAUCCUGCACUCUGAGAUAAGAGUGCAGGAUCAGAUGGGUGCAGGAUCAGAUAAGAGAAAAGAUAACAUCUUCUGUCUUCUGUGAGAUUUUUGAAGGAGCACAGGGAUCUGAACCUAGAAACUCAAGAGAGGAAAACCAGCCACACUAUCAAGGAAAUACCAAUUGGGAAAGUGAUAGCUUCCAGGUAAGGCUUGCUUACUGACCCAAACGACAAGGGAGGCUCUGCUGCUGCUGCUUUUACUUCAGAAAGCCCUGCCUUAUACUUCGCAGAAUCUGAAGCUGACAGCAGUGCUGCUUCCUUGUCCUUCCUGCCACCAGCUUACUAACUGAUAGUCAUUCCUAUGUGAAACUAUACACGGAAAUCAUUAAAUGAAAACAAACAGAUGUGCUUUAAUUAUUUUGGCAUGGCGGUGAUGUGGCAUAGUCAGUAUCCAGAGAACUUUUAAGUGAUCUGCACUCCCGGUAAGACUUUGAUUUACUUUUUAGUACGGCUGUCUCCUGCAGCACGUAGCAAGCAGCUUUUAAAACUCAGAACCAUUUCACACAAGAAUUCGCUCUACGGUAUGGCAAUGAGCUGUUGUUCCAAGAAAUAAAAAGCCAAACUGUGCGGUAAUGUUAAUUGUCUGAGUACAGACACUUAGCAUACAAUCCGCACACGAGAGAAGUAUCAGUGUGGUCAGGUGAGCCCCCAAGAUACAAAAAAUAGAGAGAGAAAACACUAAGUGGGUGAGGGGAACCUCCUGAAGUAUCCCAAUGAGGAGAGAAUGUGCUCAGUCAGCGUGGAAUGCUGACUUUGACUGCUGGAAGACAGAAAACGUGGGGAGAAAGAGAAAUGGAAUACCUAAAAAGGCAUGGUUGAAUACCUAAAAGCACAGAACAGGAGCACUCCCUACUGCAAAGUUUUGUUGCAAGUUCCACUUCUAACUCCUCCUGGAGAUUGUGCAAAAAGCCUUCAGUUCCACUUAAAGGAGGUCUCUAGAAAGUGACCUGUGUAAUUGGCAUAUAUUAGCCUUUGCCCUCCAGACAUCAUAGACUUGUAGAAUUUUAGAAUUGGAAGGAAUCCUGAGGGUCAUCUAGUCCAACCUCCUGCAAUGGAGGAACUUUCACUAAAGCAUUUUAGAUGACAACUCCCAUCAGUCCCAGUCAGCAAAAAAAAAAAAAAAAAAAAAAAGGUAAAGGGCGGUCAAGUUCAGUCAAAGGCGAUGAUGGGGCGCAGUGCUCAACUUGCUUUCAGGCCAAGGGAGCUGACGUUUGUCCACAGACAGCUUUCUGGUUCAUGUGGCCAGUAUGACUAAACCGCUUCUGGUGCAACAGAACACCGUGACGGAAACCAGAGCGCAUGGAAAGGCUGUUUACCGUCUCGCCACAAUGGUACCUAUUUAUCUACUUGCACUGGUGUGCUUUCUAACUGCUAGGUCGGCUGGGGCUGGAACAGAGCAACGGGAGCUCACCCGGUCGCAGGGAUUCAAACCGCCGAACUUCUGAUUGGCAAGCCCAAGAGGCUCAGUGGUUCAGACCACAGCCAUUGUGGAACCUAAGGUGAAAUAGUGUGGUUCUCAUGAGAUCACUCAUCUAGGAACUGAGCAAAGCCACUAGACUUCCUUAGCUUCAGCAAGUUGGUGGCCUCAUGUGCCUUCAGACUGACAAGCUUUACAGGGUUAUUGUAAGGGUUACCAAGGGAAUGUAAAUGAGAGGCAUGUUAAAAACACUAUACAGUGGUACCUCAGGUUACAUAUGCUUCAGGUUACAGACUCCACUAACCCAGAAAUAGUGCUUCAGGUUAAGAACUUUGCUUCAGGAUAAGAACAGAAAUUGUGCUCUGGCAGCGCGGCAGCAGCAGGAGGCCCCAUUAGCUAAAGUGGUGCUUCAGGUUAAGAACAAUUUCAGGUUAAGUACGGACCUCCGGAACGAAUUAAGUACUUAACCCGAGGUACCACUGUACAACUCUAUUCCCCCUUCCUUUUUCUUGUUUCUCACAUUUUGCAGGGUGCAUGUGUGUGGCAUAAGUGAACAAGAACAACAAAACAAGUGCAUUUCUAGAAACAAUCUGAAUAAUUAAAACAAUUUUUGAAAAGCGAUGCAUUUUUUAGUCUGUCCUUUUUUGAUACUAUACUCUGAAUUCAUUGUCAUAACUAGCAUGUCUAAAGUUAAGUUGUCAGAUCUGUCUUAAUAACGUGUCCUUCCAGUGAUGUUAAUGUUCAAAAGUCUAUAAUAAAUCUGACAUCUGUCACUGAAGGAGACAUUAAGCAAAGUAUGACCCCCCCCUUUUUCUUUUACAUUUUUCAGUCUGUGGUCUGAAGCGUAACCUCAGCAGACUGUAAGUAAGCAAACAGUGUCCAUGGGAGUCUGUUGGCCUGUCUCUGGAGAGAGAAGGUAGUUUCUAAAUGGCAUCUUGCGGUUUAAAAAGAGCAUCGCAUUGCAGGGAAAUGCCAAGAUCCUUCAUUCAUAACCGCACUAGAUCAGGGUCAUUUGAACGUUUGUUUCAGAUAAGCAUGGAUCUUGGUUACACCAUUGCCACCUGGAGUUGAAGCAGUUGCAAAAGAGAAUUCCCUGAAAUUCUUGCAAAGAAAAAUUAAAACCCAGAGAUGCGUGCGCAUGCAGAAAAAUAAUAAUUUCACAUUUGUUUUUGAUUUGCUUUGUACCUAUUUCAUGUAUUCCAUCAAAGUUUUGCUUUUAUUGUGGGAUGUCACAUUUUCCAAGCACUCAAAAGCACAGUAUUUUGUGAAAGUUUUCAGUACCUACUAUCUUGGACUGCUUUAAAGGAGGAAUAGGCAAGAUCAUAGAGGGUGUGGGGCUUUCAUUGGCUGCUAGUCACAGAGGCUGUGUUCUACCUCCACUUAUCAGAGGUAGUACACCUCUGAAAAUCAGCUGCUGUUGUGCACAGGUCCUGCUUCUGGGUUUCCCAUAGGUAUCUGAUUGUGAUAUUAAGUCGUUGGCAACCCAAAUUUUAGCAGCAUUUGUCAAGUCUCAGAUGAUUUAGACUAGUGGCUGCAAAUGCUGUACAUACUAUUCAAAAAAUCUCUUAAGGAUCUGCAUGGAGUGCACACAAAGCCCUCCCUGCUUUGGGUGCAUGGUUGUUCCUGCAUGUUACUGGCAAACUUGCAAUUGAUUCAGCCUCUAAAAUGCUGCUAAAAUGCUUCAACCUCUAAGCCUAAAUAUAUGUAGCUGAAAUAAUAACAUACUAUUAUCCUUUUGAUCUCUUCCUUCAUUUCCCCUGACUGUUGUCCCCCAAUGGGGCAGGGACCUUUCGUUGCUGUCCUUGUACAUGGGUGAUGCUAUGUUUCAAUAUUGCAAACACUAAAUAAUUUCCCAAUAAUUUAUAUAAUGCUGUUUGACUUUGUCAAAAAGUUUAGAAUCUAUUUGGGAUACUGCCAGGCUUCAACUCUGCCUGGUACAUUUAUACAUUCCUCAGGCUCACUCUUCUCUUCUGUGUUCCUGUGUACAAUAGGUGUUCACGUGUGUCUACGUGUUGUGUGAUUCGAUUUUUAUUAGUGUUUGAAAGGCAGUUUAUUAGCCGUUGCUUGUGCAGCACGUUUGUGAUCUUGCUGAUGAAAGAUUCUGCAUUAAACUGGAGUAGAGUAGAUUUAAUAAAUCUAAAAACCCACCAGCGACUUGUUGCUGUUUAACUCGGUUGACCUAGCAACAGAACCGCAGUCAACUAACGAGCUCCAAAUUCCUCCUUUGGCACUUUGUUCAUUAGUGGAAUGGAAUUAUGGCUUUCUAUCUAGCAUGCAUUUUUUCUGUGAAACUGGAGUCGCAAAUGAAGAGUCAUGGAAGUUUAAGAAUUCCAUGAGAGUCUGGACAGAUGUGCAGUAAUUAGUACUGGAUUUUGGCUCACCUUUGUUUAGACAAAUAGCUGACAAUGUGCCAUCAGCCAGGCAGUCGAUUUACGAGCUUGGAAAGAAAACUGGCAUGGAGACUAAUUGAGAAUUGGAUGGUGGUGGAAAGAACAUUUGCAUUGUCCCCCUGCGUUGUGAACCUCCAAGCAUUUCGGUUUCAGCUCUGGCUAUAUAACAGAAGACCACUGUGGGGAAUGAUAGUGGAAAUGUAACACACUGGGUUCUUUCUAAUGCUGUCCUUCCAUCCAUGGAAGGUUUUUUCAUCCAUCAGAGGCUUUUGUGAAUGGAAGGAGGACAGAAGAGAUUUUCAGAAAUUUCCCCUUUCUGCUGCAGUCUCUGUUACUGUCCUGGCACAUGCUUCAACCUUCUGGAGUAAAUUUCGGGGAUGCAGUGGAAAUGGGUGAAAAAGCAAAAGUCACCUACCUCUUCCUUUCAUUCAAGGAAGCCUCCACUGGAUCAAAGUGCCUUCCAUGAAUGGACGAACACCUGGAUGCAGCCCGUUGACUAUAGAUUGACAGCAGGCAUUAAUUUCAGAACUUUGAUACAUAUCUCCCAAGAAACAGCCAGUAAAAAAUGGCUCAGCAUUCAGUUAGGCCAUACCAAAUAGCAGCAAUGUUUUUUUAAAAAAUAAGUGUAUGAAUUAUUGCUGAACUCCCACCAGCUACUGGUUACUUGACAUGCUUGCAAACACAGAUGGUCACUAUUUGUUCAUACAGGAUUUUGGCAAGGAGGCAAAUGUCUCAGUGGGAUUUUUGUGCGUGGAGUUCAGAUAAAUAAGCAUUUUGGUGACCUGCAGUUCACUGAAUAAUUAUGAGAUUAUUCUGAAUUCAAUGUGCUGUGCCUAAAAUUAUACAAGAUCAGAAGUAUUACAUCCAGAUCUCAAAAUCCAUAUGACCAAAUAUAUUUAUACUGCUUGUCAGUUAUAGAUAUAUGCUCUUUAAGGGGUAGACCCAUAAAUGAUUAAAUAAGAAGCAGAGUUAAACAUAAUUUUGGGGGCAAAAGUUAUGCUUUCAAGAGUGGCCUAAAAUUUCCAUCUUUGCAUUUUUGUGCUAUUCACAACCUCUUCUGCUUUUUCUUAAGGUUCUUCCUUGUUCCUUGAUCCACCCAAUCAGGGUUCACAUUGCAAAUGUGGUGGUGUCAUAAUGCCUUCGGUCAAACAGAUUUGUGCUAUCGAUACCCAACCCCCCAAAAAACCACUGAAAAAGAAAUACUAGCUAUAUUUGCAAAUGGCUUCUCUCCACUUCCAAUAUUUUGACUUAACCAUAUAAGAAGAGUGUUUUGGAUGCAAUCUGGUAUCCAAACAAAAUGGCCAAGGCAUGUUUUCACUUGUUGGCUCACAGCCCAGUGGCCACUAGGGACUGUUCUGGACUUCAAGUGUACCUGUGCAAUAUAUGUGUUUCCAGACAUGCACCUAUCACUUUCACAUUUUACAUUUCUGGGGUACAUAUUUAAAAUAAUGUUACACAUCACCCGCAAUCUCUGCCAAGCAGUGACAAGAUUCCAGGGGGUUCCAGGCACUCACCCAGGGUUUGUGUUUCCAUUGGAAAUUAGGCAUAGCAGAGACUGCAGUGUCUUUAUGAUAUAUGGUUUAAUUUACACAUAUAUACACCCGAAUCCACUACAUAGAGAAUUCAGAGCACUUACAUCUCAAGAGCGUCCUUUGCUUCCCUCUUAGGAGCAGUAGACUUGGGUUUACAAGUGGAGGAACCAGCCAUGCUGCCUGUGUCUCUGUGCUAUGGCUUCUUCCAGUGCUUUUUUCUGGGGUUACUCAAGAGUACACAGUACUGGCACCUUUUCCUUUCAAAUGCUCAAAGUAUGGCACUUACCAUAACAACUUCAUUGUGAGUGCCGGCAUUCCCCCCUCCCCCCAAAAAAGCAAAACAAAACAAAUCACCCCACUGGCUUCUUCUGAACUACAUGACCACCUCUCCACUUCUUCUUUCUUCUUGCCAGAAACACUUAACAGAAAAACAGCAACUGCCCCUUCCACUUACAGCAUCACAACCUCUUGUUUCCCAAGCCUAUUGCAAAGCAACCAGCUUUUUCCUUUUAUCAGGGCCCACUGCCUCACCAUUAUCAAACAAAGUGGGUCAUUAUCAGUCUCUUGUGUCUUCAACGGCCCACCCCAUAAGUGAGCCAUCACCAAGAUGGUCUCAUGAGGAAGCCAGCUGGUGUUAUUUCCAGCCCCUGCUAAACUCAUGAAUUUGUGAUUUUGCUCAAAUUCUAACCUUUUACUGAAUCUAGAGGUUUGGGGCCUUGCCUGCCCCCCAAUUUAUAACAUCAUCUUAGGAAUACACCUAAAAACUGUAGCUUUAUGAAGAGGUUUUGAGGGACUUAAAAGGCACAGUUGCUCAGAGCCACAUAACAGGCAUUGUGUUUGAUGUUUUGUCAGAUCAAUGACAGCCUGUUUGCUAACCGUUAUGAAAAUAUAGUUGUGUAAUUUGCUCAGAAAAUGCCUGUCAGCCUUGUUCUUCUUGCCUGACAAUAGGUUUUGUCAGGAAAAUAACUCUGCUAAUCAUCCACUUCGGUGUCAACGAUUUUGAUAAAUUGCUUCUGGGAAACAUAACUGGCGUGCAGAGUGCCAUGGGUCACUUCAGGCCUUGCAUUUUAGAAUUUCACAUAUGUCAGAUUAAUUUCAAGCUAGCCACACUGUUUUCUGUGUACUGGAAACAUUACCUAUCCAAGCUUCUUACACAUUCAAGGCACGAUGUAGUGCCUGCUGCAUUUAGAAAUGGCAAGAAAGUCCUCAAAGGUUCAAAAUAUGGGCUCAGCUGCGGAGGGCAGGAUAUAAAUAAAAUUUUAGUAUUAUUAUUAUUUUCCAUGGUGUAAAUCAUGUCUGUUGUGCAGCUAAGGUAAAGGUAAAGGACCCAUGGACAGUUAAGUCCAUCCCAUCAAAGGCGACUAUGGAACCAGCAUUUGUCCACAGACAGCUUUCCGGGUUAUGUGGCUAGCAUGACUAAACUGCUUGUGGCGCAAUGGAACACUGUGAUGGAAACCAGAGCGCACGGAAAUGCCGUUGACUUUCCCACUGCAGCAGUACCUAUUUAUCUACUUGCAGUGGUGUGCUUUUGAACUGCUAGGUUGGCAGGAGCUGGUUCAGAGCAACAGGAGCUCACCCCGUCAUGGGGAUUCGAACCGCCGACCUUCUGAUCGGCAAGCCCAAGAGGCUCAGUGUUUAGACUACAGUGCCACCAGCAGCUAAACUCAGUUUUGUCUGCUGGGGCUCCACAUACUCUGCUGAGACAUCACACUGGUUGAAGCAUGGUGAACUAAGAACUGACUUCCACAAGUCCCAAACAACAUCCUGGGAGAUAUAUAUAUAUAUAUAUUUCUGAUUGUCUGAACCUUUCUGAUGUUCACAUAUAGCAGUAGCCUAGUUUAGCUUGUGAGAUACUAAUCUAAUGAAAAACGCCUCAGAGAUAUCCUGCUACAUGUUACCGUAGGCAGGAUGGAGGAAGCAAACAGUCUUCUUGGUGCACCCUUGAAAGGUCUUCCUCCUUCCUUUGUUUUUCUUGAAGAUAAAACUUCACAGCAGCAUUUUACAAGAAGGUUUAAUGAAGACCAGUGUUUGCAAAACAAGGCAAAACUUCCUCCAAUCCCCCACAGCACCAGACAUCCUAAAUUCAUUAAGAAGAAUUUGUGCUCAGCUUAAUCUUUGAAACCGUGUAGGCCAGAGUUUUGCUUUUUACAUAGUUUUGAUAGUCUGUUGCUAAUUUGAAAGGGUCAGUUCUUACAGCCAAGGCUUGUAGCCCUUUGGACACUUUGCAGGUUCACCUGCGUCACUGACUUUUAGAGGAAGCCUGAAACUCUGAAUUGUUGGUUUACGAAGUUAGUGGGAAAUUGCCUUAAAGCCUCAUGUGCUAUUUAUGUUGGCUUCGGCUUGCUGUUAAUGUGGAAGAGACAGCAGAAGAGGGGCAUUCUGGGAAAGCAAAAGCAUCUUUACGGAAGGUACUGUACCUGUAAGGCUCGUCAUUCAAACCAAGCAAAAAAAAAGUGUGUGUGUGUGUGUGUGUGUGCGCCCCCUUCUGGAAUGGAUGGCAUUUAUGGGAAGUUAAUCUGCUAAUCUUACCUUUGCUAAUCAACCCAAAAUGGUUAUAUGAACACAUCCUUAAUGCUCAGUAGGGAAACUUACAUUUCUAAAAAGCCAUGAUGAUAUGUAUGAGGAACCCAAGUCAUCUACUCAGACCUCGAAUAGAAGCUGAUGGGGCAAUUCAGGCUGGAGUUGCAGAACCUCUGAGUGAGCUCCAAAUGGACAACUUGCUUCAACCAAGCUGAAAUCAGGUCUUUUCAUCUCCGUUUGAGAGCUCCAAGGGCCAGUCUUCUGUCUUGAAGCCUCGUGCUCUACUUCCUCUCAUUUCGCUCUUUCCUGGCUCAUUGCCUGGACCAGUCAUCCAGCAAUGGGGAGCAUGGGGUCUCCAGAUGAAGAAGCAGUUGCCUCUUUAGGUGCUCAGUGGUGGUUGCCUCUGGGGAUUCCUGUGCAGGGCUGGAUAUAUAUAUAUAUAUAUAUAUAUAUAUAUAUAUAUAUAUAAUGUCCAGUAGCACCUUAGAGACCAACUAAGUUUGUUCUUGGUAUAAGCUUUUGUGUACAUGUAUCUGAAGAAGUGUGCAUGCACACGAAAGCUUAUACCAAGAACAAACUUAGUUGGUCUCUAAGGUGCUACUAGACUCUCUCUCUCUCUCUCUCUCUCUCUCUCUAUAUAUAUUUCGACUGCAUCAGACCAACACAGCUACCUACCUGAAUUGAGGGCUGGAUAUGUUUUGCCUCAGGCUUAGCACCAGGGACCAUUGCUUGGUCCACCUCUUUCCCUGCUGAUUAUUCUGCUCUGCUUAGCCCUUUUUCAUCUAGGUCUACUAUGAAACUAAUGGAGCUUAAGCUUCAGGGCCUCUAAUCUAGGAAGGGGCCCCAGAAGUGACUUUAAAUCCUCCCAUUGCUAAGAUCACAGAAGGGAAGGUCGUCUCUUGCAAAGACCUGUUUUUUGCUGACCGAUGUUGAGAGAUCUAUAUCCUUUCGAACAUCUAAAUUUCUUGUGAAGGUUUUACAGAUUUGUGUAACAAAACUUGAGAGGGGAACAGGAAAUGAUUUGUCCACUUGGGGUUGGGGAGUAGAAAUGUUAACCAUUAUUGGUAGCAGUAUUCCUGUUUUUGUUAUUAUUUUAUGUGUGCUUGGCUGCUUGCUAAAUAAACCACAAUAAACCAGACUGACUGACUGUUGCUUUUAAAAAAAAUGGGUCUAGUAGAUCAAAUUUGAGUCGCACGACUCAGAUUGAUUACUUUUUUGUUCUAUAUAUUUCAACAGUCCCAAAGUCAGUAGCACAGAUGUUGUAAAAGUGUGAUGAUCUGUCAUGGAACAACUCCAUUGAAGAAGAUAGCAGUGGUUACCAAGACCUUGUUGCUGGUUCUGAAGGGGUCCCCAUAGCAUUUCCAGAUGCAGGGCCCACAAAAUGUACGUCCACCACUGUCAAGGUCAGAGUCAAAGCUGCUACUCAGGUUGGGAGUCAUGCACCCUGCUGGAUCAGACCAAUGAUUCUCUAAGCCCAGCAUUGAGGAUGGCCAGCCAGGCCCUCUGGGAAGUCCACAAGCAGGACAUAAAGGCAACAGCCAUCUCAUAAUAUUCCUCCUCAGCCCUGGAGUAUUUGGAUGUUUAUUGAGAGACCUCUCUGUCUUAAGUCUGUCUUCUAUGAAUUUUUCUAAUCCUGUUUUAAUUUUUUAUAAGCUAGUGGCCAUCACAUCACGUAGCAGAAAAAUCCCAUAAAUUAGCUAUGUUGUAGUCUGAAGAAUGAUUCUCUUUUGGCUUGUCCUGAAUCGUCUGCCAAUAAGUUUUGCUAGAUGGCUCCAAGUUCUCGUAUUAUGAGUUUGGGGCGGGGGGAACACUCUAUCCACUUUCUCAACACCAUGCAUAAUUUUAUAGCUCUCUGUCUUAAGACUUGCGGUUUAAGGGGCAGAAGGUAAACUCGCAGUCCUUAGUUUGACAUCUGAUUUCUCUAACCACAUCUGCAAGAUGUUCUGGAAACCACACUUUGAAAGGGGGGGAAAGCUGGGUCAUUCGCUUAAAGUGUAAUUUAAGAAGAAGCUGGACUGAAAAGGUUACUUUUGGUUUACAUAUACAAGAUGAAGGUUUCCACUACGUUUAGAAUCUCCUCUUGCAUAGGAAAGCAAGAUUUAUACCUACUAAGGCAUCCAUUAAAGGGCCACCAUGAGAGAACUGUUAGUGAGCUAUGAAAUAUCAAGCAUUAACAGUGAAAUACUAUGCAUGUUCACACAAAAGUGGUCUUGAUGGGGCUUAAUCCAAAGUAGGUGUGGCUAGCAUUGCAUCCUAAGAUUUACCAGUUUAUCUGGGAUUAUGCUCCAUUAAACUCAAUGGGACUUACUUUUGAGCAGACCUGCAUAGGAUUGUGCUGCCUAUUAUUUAAAGCUCCUGUAAACUCAAGUAACCACCCACAAAGAAAUCUCUAACUUUGCCUUCUUCAAAUCUCUGUGCUUCACACAGUCCCAUUUUCAAUUAUGUUUUUUUCCUUCGAUUGAUUUGUACAUCCUAUUAUUUUUCCCUCAUUCUCAUAAAUGAACACAAACAUAUAUUUUAAAAAAUCAUAAGCAUCUGUUGGGAUAGUCAGUUCUGCCCCCAUUGUUGCUCAUGCAGCCAAAAUGACAACAAUUAAAAUAUGUGGGAGGUAUCAGCAGACUUGGGGCAACUUCAGAUUUUUCAGAAAUACAAAACAAAAACAAAAACUGGGGAGGGGUUGGCCACAGAAACACUCUAAUGAGAAGUGAGUGUGUUCCAUGCCCAUGGAAUACUGACUAACUGUCAAGAGGUGGGAAACAGAAAACUGGGAGGGAAGGGAAAUAAGAGUCAACAGAAAAGGAAGAAGGACAGAGAGAGAUGUGGGUAUAAAACAGGUAGACAGAACCAUCUCAUUGUACGGAUUGGUCAUUUCAUAGUUCAUGCUGUGAUGUUAUUUUAAAAUGUCCUCAAGAGCUAGACGUGAGAGCUUCCCAUGGAAAUCAAUGGGGAAAUUCAAAAUUUUAAUGCUGCUGGGAUUAGGCACCAGGGUGUCUGCUCCCCUCCCAAAAAAACAACAACAACAGCCAUUAGAGGACUGAACAUGCUCAUUGGCCACAGAACGAUGAAUAUCUGUUGGAAAUGGAAUGGGGAACUGACUGGCUAAUCAUGUGCCCUACUGCUGACCUUUAGCCCUUCCCCUACCAAAGCAGCAUAGGAUAAUUCUGAGUCUUGCUCAUACCUGAAGGAACCUCUUUCCAGAUAAGCAGGACCACAUGUUAUGCUACCCCUCUGCAGACUGAAAUAUGUUAUUAAUGUCAACUCUUGUUUUCUGCUCUCUUUAAAUCAUGAACGUCGUUACGACAACAUUAACUUUUGCAAGUCUCAGUAGCUGAACUUUUGUUUUCCCACUAGUCUGCUUUCAGACACCCUUUAUCAAGUCAGGCGUUCCUGUGUUUCUAAAGAUGCAUGUACACAAGGUUGGCUUCAGCAGCCGUCAUGCUUCGGCAGAUACCAUGGCUUUAGGACUCACAACUGACAGCUGCCUUGGGCUCCCUAUUCAUUUCUGACAUGCCACUCCAAGCAGUGCUGGGCCGUAGGGUGUACCUCUGGAGGCCACCAUUUUAGUUUCUCACUUCCAGAAAGGAGUGAACAAGCUGGGGCAUUGUGGGAAAUUAAAAUAGUGGCAGAACCCAGCCAUCUAGUACUGCUCCUGCCCACCGCAUGGUAAGCCUGCCAGGACCCAUUAACAGACAAGAUGGUUUCAUGAACAGAGGACACCUGGCCCAUGGCCCCCUCACCCCUGGAGCCAGCACUGACUGUACAAAUAGUAGCUGGAGAAGGAUCUUAGUUGCAAAACUUUUUUUGUUGGCAUCUGUCUGUCUCACGAGACAAUGGAGCGUUCCUCUGGGGGUGAGGUCCAACUGCCACAUUACCAGCAGCAAAGUGACCUCCCCAGGGCGCAAGCCUGGGCUGUGUGUAUGGAGGUCCUGGGCCACCCAGACAACAAUGCCCCCCUCUCAGCCUCGCUGAUGGGGUCCAAAGGAAAACAGAGCAAUACAUUUGGCACUAGCGAAAACGUAGCAUAAACAGUGAGCAGGCUGGUCUAUAAUUUCUCCCUAUGGCACACUGAUGGUUGUUGUUGUUGUUGUUUUGAAUGGGAGUGCCCUGUCCCUUCCAGGAAUCAUUCAUUUGCUUCUGCGGUCAAUCUAGUACAGUCUAUUUUAUGACUUCAGAAUUCUACCAUCUCAUUUUCUCACUUUACUGUGGUAGUUUCAGACCUGUGUUUGCAUUCAUGUCUCCCAUUUGUAUUUUGUUCUGAGGGUUAAGCUUUUUUUGUUGGGGGGGAAUUAACAGGAUUUAUCCCUGGAAAAGAUCCUGAUGUUGGGAAAGAUGGAGGGCACAAGGAGAAGGGGACAACAGAGGACGAGAUGGUUGUUCUCAAAGCUACCAGCAUGAGUUUGACCAAACUGUGGGAGGCAGUGGAAGACAGGAGGGCCUGGCGUGCUCUGGUCCAUGAGGUCACGAAGAGUCAGACAUGACUAAACGACUAAACAAUAACAACAAAUAUAUGAUUUAAUCAUCCAAACCUCUAAACAGUUUACAUAAUAUUGUUGUAAGCUGCCUCAGGCCUUGAUGCAAAGGAAUGGGAAUAAAUGUUUUAAUACAAUGCAAUACUGUACUAUACAGUACAAGACAACACAACACAACACAAAACACAACAUUACAAUAAAGAAGUAGCUUUAGCUGAAGCUGUUGCUUGCAUUACUGGCCUUUCUGAAAGUAAUACAGGUAAUGUCAUAAGCUAUGCCUACUUGCUUGGGGGAAAGGCCAUUGAAUUCAGUAGAACUUAGGUUCAAAUAAACAUGGAUAGGACUGGGAUCUUAAUUUACUAAUUCCAUCUAAUAGAUAGUUUGUCUGUUUUUGUCUUUUUAGGAAAAAGUGCUGUAAGGGUUAUAAGUUUGUUCUUGGACAAUGCAUUCCUGAAGGUACGUUCUUAAAUUAUUAUUACUUUCCAACACUUAUCACUACAGUGGUUCUGUCUUUCUGUACUUUAAUAAAUAUAGGCUCAAAUAUUUGUUUCUCUACAUGCUUACCUGGGAGUAAGUCUCACCAAACUCAAUACAUUGGGUUGGGUGGUUAAUGAGUAUAGACCAGGGAUAACCAAUGAGGUGUCCUCCAGGCUUUGAUGGGACUACAGCUCCCAUCAUCCCUCACCACUGACCAUGUUGACUGGGGCUGAUGGGAGCUGGGGUUCAACAGUAUCCAAAGGCAACCACAUUGACUACCUCUGCUAUGGAAAAUCAUCCAGUGGCUGCUGUCGUGUCCCCAGUCACCAUUAUAACGCCAUAAUUUUAGACAUUCACUAGAUCAGCAUUUCCCAACCUUGGGCCUCUAGCUGUUUUUGGACUACAACUCCCAUAAUCCUCAGCUAGCAAGACCAGUGGUCAGGGAUGAUGGGAAUUGUAGUUCGAAAACAGCUGGAGGCCCAAGGUUGGGAAACACUGCACUAGAUGUAUCUGAGCUUCAUGAUGUCUCCUUUUGCUUCAUAACAGUCUCUACAUUAUAGGCCUUCAAAGUCAUGUGAAUAAACCAACCCGAAUUUACCAUUUCAGUUUCUUAGUUCAACCAUCUCUUCUGGGAAUGGAUGGUAGGUAGCAUUUAUGCUCCUGAAAUGCUUAUUUGGGAGCAAUAAGAAGCAGGGCAUUGACGAAGAUAUAAAUUGUGACACUGCAGACAUUAGAUAGCUUGGACAAUUAUUCUGAUGCAUAAAAGGCCUUUGUGGAAGUAAGGCAGCAGUCUCUGGGUCCACUCUGAAGAACAGCAAUCUGUAGGCCAACCAGUAGAAGAUUGUUUCACACCUUUCUUUGCUCUGAGGCUGAGGGGUCAGACACCUGAGGGCAGGGGCAGCGCUUCCCCUUUUGCCACUUGAGGUGCAAGAGGAAGUGCCGCCUUGCCCUGCCAUUGCCUGUGCUGCCCUCCCUGCCAGUAUCACAGCCAAUUUCAGGUCAGACCUCUCUGGUUUGGGGAGAGAUAUUGCAUGCUGCACAAGAUCUUACCCAAAACUGCCACCACCGCUUCUCUGCCAGGGGUGGAGGUGGUGAGGCAGGUAGGACGUCACUUUUGGUGGCUUCUGCUGCCUGAGGCAGUGCCCUCUCACUCCCAAUGGCCAUGUCUGAGUACCUGCUUCCUACUCAUGCCUCAGAGCAGUCUCUGCUAACUGUUGUUCAGUACCUUGCAGCUGCACUGCUUUGACGAAAAAGAACUUGGCUUUUAAAAACACCCUCACUGUUUCAUCAUCAUCAUCAUCAUCAUCAUCAUCAUAUUUAUACCCCACCCAUCUGGCUGGGUUUCCCCAGCCACUCUGGGUGCUUCCAACCGAAUAUUAAAAACAAUACAGCGUCAGACAUUAAAAACUUCCCUAAAGAGGGCCGCCUUCAGUUGUCUUUUAAAAGUAAAAUAGUUGUUUAUUGCCUUGACAUCUGCUGGGAGGGUGUUCCACAGGGCAGGCGCCACUACCAAGAAGGCCCUCUGCCUGGUUCCCUGUAACUUGGCUUCUUGCAGUGAGGGAACCGCCAGAAGGCCCUCAGCGCUGGACCUCAGUGUCCGGGCAGAACGAUGGGGGUGGAGACGCUCCUUCAGGUAUACAGGACCAUGGCCAUUUAGGGCUUUAAAGGUCAGCACCAACACUUUGAAUUGUGCUCGGAAAUAUACUGGGAGCCAAUGAAGAUCUUUCAGGACUGGUGUUAUAUGGUCUCAGCGGCCGCUCCCAGUCCCCAGUCUAGCUGCUGCAUUCUGGAUUAAUUUCAGUUUCUGAGUCACCUUCAAAGGUAGCCCCACAUAGAGCGCAUUGCAGUAGUCCAAGCGAGAGAUAACCAGAGCAUGCACCACUCUGGCAAGACAGUUUGUAUAUUACCCUGCCCAUCCUCUCCAAGGAUCUCACCUCCCUUUUUUAUUCUCACAACAUCCCUGGGAGGCAAAUUAGUAACUGGCCCAAGAUGGCUAAGCAUGGAUUUGUAUCUGGGUUUUACCCUUAUAUUUUUGUGCAUCACAACAAUUGGCUCCAGCAGACAUAAGCCCCUCCAGCAGACAUAAUGUGCCACCCAAAUGCCAUCUUCUCUUCUCUGGCUCUGUGCUUCACCUCUCCCCUGGGCCCACCCCUUGGAGGCCCUUAGAAGGCAGGGCUUUAAAACAAUCAAGUAUGUGGUUUUAAAAGGAACAGGAGUGUUAAUUUUGCACCACCUUUUAAAAUACUGCAUAAAUGAGCUCAGCCAGCGGUUUAUCAUUUAUUAAAGUUUUACACUUACUGUGUGUUAUUUGGAACAGUAGUGUUUUAUGGGCUGUGUGCUCUCUGCUUUGGCAAUCAAGAGCUGAUCUUGUAGCAUUAUGAACAUUAGGCUGCGAAGACAGAUGCACGUGCUCAACUCAACGCACUCUUUUGCCUCUUGCAGUCAACAAAAGGGAUUCACCUUGGUUUUAUCAGGUUGAUUUAUUAUUGGCAGAUGUGCUGCUUUAGCAGCUCAGAGUCCCGGAAAUCUUGGCAGCCAGACACCGAGCUGAUAAUGCACUGGGGCAAAACCAAACUAUGAAUAAAAAUCUUAGCAGGUGAGCAAACUUGACUGGUGACUCACCUAUCUUGGCUCAAUGCUGAGAAAACACUUGGAAUCGUUUUUUCUGCAAAAUCGAGCUCCAAAUGGGAUAGGAGCAUUCUGACAACUGAGAGGCAUUUUGAGUCCAUCGUGGCUGCACAUUGUGUCCAGCUUCAAUUCAUGGUGCUGGUGUUAACCUUUAGAAACCUUAAUGGCUUGGGACCUGUUUAUCUCAAGGACCACCUUCUUCUGUAUGCAUGCUCUGAUUGUCUCCAAACUCCUUCUUCAGAUUCCGUAACACCACAAGGCACACCAGGGACAGGGCCAUUUCUACAGUGGCACCUGCUGCAUGCAACACUUUAGCAAACAUGCAGCAUCAGACCCCAUCACUGCUUUUGACGGCUAGUGGAGACGUGGCUGCUCAUUGCUUAAAGGGGCCUUAGGCUUAAUAUUUCCUUUUGUUCUAACAUUCUGAAGUUUUAAUUCUGAUAGCUGUUUUGCCGUUGUUACUGUGGCCUUGGGUUUUAUGCUAAUAUUUUGAUUCACGAUGUAAACUUUGAAUUGUUCUGUAUUUUAUAACUGUUGCCUUUUUUUAUUUUAAAAAAUCACCUUGAGUUUCUUCUGAAAAAUAGGUGGGAUAGAAGUUGUUGUGCUUAAACAAUUUAGCAAUGAGAAGCCUGAGCUGCGAUGGAGCUCCGUUGCAUCGUACACAGUCAGCACAAUUGCAGUAAGCUUGGAACUGUAAGACUCAAAGUCAAUUCUGAAUGCAUGAAGCAAAAUAAACAUUUGGUGCUGUAGUUCACAGAGUGAUGGUUUACAUGUUCUCUCCCUCUUAAAUGGAGAUUAGUUCCAUGCGAGAGAGAAAUGUCACACUUGAAAUGCCAGUCAUGGGUGGAUGCAGCUGCCAAUGCCUGCAAGCUGGUGUAUUACUUUUCCAGUCUAGCCCAAUGAAAGGAGGAUGCAAAGACCCUCUUCCCUUGGAGAACCCCCCCCCCCAUGGCUGAAUAUAUAUGGUGGAGGCCAUAGAAAGCAGCACAGAAACCCCAUAUCUCCUCCUAGCUGCCCUGUAGUAUCACACAAACCAUAGCAUGAUUGUGCCCUAUGAUUCCUUGUCACCACUAGCAACAGCCAGUGAAUUGGAGCUGAGGCAGGGAAACUUGCAGAACAUUAACCAUCUUCAGGCGGUCUUCUUGAAUGCCUGAAGGGGCAAGUGGGAAUGCACUCCACCUGGCUACCCCCUCACUGGUAUCUGCACCACCCACAACACCACCCCCAUAUCAGUUCCACCCAUGACCUUCAUGUGGAUCUGAAGAGCAAAUUUCCAUGGCCUUGGAAUCCUGCCCUCAGUCAGGAACCCUGCAUGGUUAAGGGGUGGCCCAUCAAGUCCAGCAUCCUGUUCGCACAGUGGCCAACCGAAAGCAGGACCUGAAUGCAACAGCACUCUGCUCAUCUGUGACUGCCUCUGGCAAUGGAACCCUGGAGAGCCACUGCCUCCUGAAAUCUACUCUCAAAACCCCAAAGAGCUGUUGCCAGUCACGGCAGUGGCAUUACUUAGAUUUGACCAUUUAGCCUGGCAGGCUGAGAACACCCUCUCUUGUCCAGUGUGCCUCUCUGUUGAUCCUACCAUUCCAGAGUUGUAAUCUUGUUGUUGUUUAGCCAUGUCCAACUCUUCAGACCCAUGGACCAGAGUGACGCCAGGCACUCCUGUCUUCCACUGCCUCCCGCAGCUGGGCCACGCUGGUAGCUUCUGAACACUGCCCAACCACUCACCCACGCUCUCUCCUUGUCCCCACCCUUCCCAACACGGGCCCUUUCCAGGGAGUCUUCUUCUACUGAGGUGGGCCAAAGCAUUGGUUUCGCUUCAUGAUCUGUCCCUUCAAUGAGCGCUCAGGGCUGAUUUUCUUAAGAAUGGAUAGGUUUGAUCUUCUGUGUCCAUGAGACUCUCUCAAGAGUCUCCUCCAGCACCAUAACCAAAGCAUCACUAUUCCGGCGAUCAGCCUCUUUUUAUGGUCCAGCUCUCACUUCCAUACAUCACUACUGGGGAAACCAUAGCUUUAACUAUAUUAACUUUACCACAAGGUGAUGCUCGCUUAAGAUGCUGUCUAGGUUUGUCAUUGCUUUUCUCCCAAGAAGCAGGCGUCUUUUAAUUUUGUGACUUCAGUCACCAACUGCAGUGAUCAUGGAGCCCAAGAAAGUAAAAUCUCUCACUGCCUCCAUUUCUUCCCCUUCUAUUUGGCAGGAGGUGGUUGUCCUUGUAUCCUGUAAUCCACUAAAUUUGGUUCUGGAAAUAGCAUUGUAGAGGUGUACAGUGCAUUCACUAAACUGUAUGCAGCUUCUCCACAGCCCAACAGUUACAAUCAUCUAUGGUUCUUAGCUUAGUAUAUUUCUUUUAACCAACUUUUAUUCACAGAGAAUUUUCUUGAGAGUCCCCCCCCAAAAAAAAAAAAUAUCCUGAAGGUGAUGGAAGAAAAAUAACAACAUUGUGUAAUUACAUUUAUCUUAUUUUUUCCCCAGAGGUAUCUGCUUCUUUGCCUGUUCUUUUGUCACACAUAGCAAUCCAGUGUAAAUAAAAAUUUGAGGUCUACGUUUUCUUGAUUAGUAAUGGGAGUACAACUACAUUGGUAACUGAAGGACAAACACUAAUUUCCCAAAUUACUUUUGCAGUGUUGUACAGCUGCUAAUAACAAGCACAUUUCUCUCUCGUUAGAUUAUGACGUCUGCGCAGAAGCUCCUUGUGAACAACAGUGCACAGACAACUUUGGACGAGUCUUAUGCACGUGCUACCCUGGUUAUCGGUAUGACCGCGAAAGGCACAAGAACAGAGAGAAACCCUAUUGCUUAGGUGGGUGGAAAAGAUUGCACCUGAAAUCAAUUCAAGGCUACUUGCCAUAAAUUCAAACAUAUGGAUAUUAAUGUGCUUCCAAAAUUUGGUUAAUUCAGAUUAUUAUUGUUUAUUGUAUUUUUGAUACAUUUUUCAUUUGCGUUUCUGAUACAUUUCAAAAUGUAAACAAAAAUAAUGUGAAAAGAAAAGAAUCUCUGGAAUAAUAAAAAGUAACAAUUUUGAAAUAACAAAAACAACAACCAGAAAACGUUCCUUAACCGACUUCCCAUCCUCUCCUUCCAUUGUUCCUUUUAUCUCUUAUUUUCCUCGCGUUUUCUUGGUUCAUGCUGUCUAUCGCAACUCCUUAUAUAAACUCUAGUUAUUUCUUACACUGCUGAGAAUCUUACCAUCCUGCUAGGUUGAUUGUCUGCUUAUCACACUUUUUCAUAUAUUCAAUAAAGAAUAUCCUGUCCUCCUAUAUCUUUUAUCAUUUUGAUUCCUUAUUCUAAUGGUCAUUCCUGUUAGCUCUUCAUAUGCUAACAGUUUAAUGCACCAUUCUUCUUUUAUUGAUACCUUAUCUGUUUUCCAUUUCUGCGCUAAUAACACACAUGCAGCAGUUGUCGCAUAUAGGAACAAAAUUCUCUCCUUUUUUUUGUAACUUCUGUUGUUAUUAACCCCACAAAAAUCUUCUGGAUUUUUAGGAAAGGAUUUUUAAAACAUUUUUAAAAGUUCAUUAUAGGUCAUUUCCUAAUAGUUUUUAAUUAUGCUGCAUGACCACCACAUGUGAUGAAGAGUUCCCUCUGCUACCUUGCAUGUUCAACAAUUGCCCUUUGUUGAUUUUGGCAUUUUUGCGAGUCUAUUUUAACCCUGGAUCCCAAUAACUCCUUUUCAAACUGCGAAUUUUGUUCUGCAAAUCCAUAUUUUUUUAACUAACUUAAAUGUUGCAUUCAAGUGAUGGUAAAGAUCUGUCACUUGAUCUUUUAUCUCUCUAUACUCUUUCAAUUUAUAUUCCUCCCUAGUGACAGUUAGCAAGUCUCUAUAUGUACUCCAAUUUUUCUGUAUAUUAUUAUUAUUUUUUCCUUGCAAGGGCUUCUGUUGGUGACAGCCACAUUGGUGUUUUCCUUUCUAAUAAGUUUUUGUAUUUUUCUCAUACCCUAUACAGGUUUUUCCUAAUUAAGUAGUUUGAGAAACUCUCAUAUAUCUUGGCCUUCCCGUACCACAGGGACGCAUGCCACCCAAAUUUUAAGUCAUGCCCUUCCAAGUCCAAUAGGUAUCUGUUCUUUAGUAAAAUCCAUUCUUUCAACCAACAUAAACAUGAUGCGUCAAAAUAUAAUUGUAUGUCAGGCAGGACAAAACCACCUCUCUCUUUAGUGUAAAUCACAAUUUAUGUUUCAUCCUGGGUUUUCUCCCAUGCUAAAUAAACUUAGAUAGAUCUUUUUGCCAUUCCUUAAAAUUUCAGAUGUCAUUAACUAUAGGUACAGUCUGAAAUAGGAAUAGCAUCUUUGGGAGUAUAUUCAUUUUUAUGACCGAAAUUUUACCCAGCAAUGACAAUUGCAUUCUACUCCAAAUUUGCAGGUCUUUUUUUAUUUCUUCCCAAACCUUUACAUAGUUAAUUCAGAUUAAUUCAGAUGCUGCCUCCACCACCAUGGCCAACGAUGAGGGAUGAUGAAAGUUCAGAGUCCAGCAUUGAUCUGGAGGACCAUAUGUUCUCCAUCCCUGAUCUAGAGGGCCACAGGUUCUUGUCUAACCUGGCUGUCACUAUCUCUCCAGCAACUUAGAGGUAUUUCCCAUCACCUGCUGUCUGAACUUUUGAACUGCAGAUGAUGGGGGUUGAGAGUUUGGAAUCUGUUGCAUGCAACACAUAGUUCCACUGAGCAGUAGUCCCUCACUAAUCGAGUGCAUUUAAUGCAACAGUUUUAGGAAACCUUUAUUUCUGAUAGUUCCCUCCCUUUUUUAAAACCCACUGCGGCAUCCAUCCCCUUUCAGAUAUCGAUGAGUGUGCCACAAGCAGCGAGCCUCUCUGCCCCCACAUCUGUGUCAAUACCCUUGGCAGCUAUCGGUGUGAAUGUAACGAGGGAUACAUACGUGAAGAUGAUGGGAAAACAUGCACCAAAGGAGAGAAAGGUAUUACACUGCUGUUUCUUAAAUUAUUCUGGCGCAAAGGGAUCCACUGUGCACUGAUAAAAUCAGUGAAAAGCUCCAAGCCUAAAGACCUGUGCUCAGAAGGAGGUGCUAUUAAAAUUGCAUAUUUUUGCCUCCAGAUCAGUUGAUUCAGAGCUCUUGCUAUUAUGUUCUGAGCUGGUUGUUCCAGCUCUGACUACAUAGCUCUCAGCCAUUCCUGGUGAAGCUGAGUUCCCAGAAUGCAUUGCUCUUCUGCAUAUGAAGCUGAAGUCAUAGACAAGCUGAACUAUUCUGCCUUGUGAAGUCAGCUGAAGCUAUUUAUGCCCCUGGUGUGUCAGCUAUCAUUACUGAAAACAUGAUCCUUUCUUGGCUGACUUCGGUUUCCCUUCCCCAGUAAGAAAACGAGACUAGCUAAACCUUGUUCUUGUCCAGCAAGUCACAAAAAAGCAGACAAUCAGUUCCUUACAGACAUUUUGAGGGUAGAGGAUUCCCAUAAUGUUUGAAUGUCUAAGAUCCCAAAAGUACUCUUCUUGAGCCUCCUUUUUUUAAUCCAGCUUUGCAAAACUGAGUGGCCAGGUGACAGAGUUUCUGCACCUUUAACAGCUAUGCAGAAUAAAUAUUUUAAGCAGGUAUAAUUCCAGUCCACCAUACAUGAGAACAGGAUUUUCUCCCUCUGACUCCUAAGUCUACUGUUUGAAACAACCUGCUUAGGAAUGCCAUCUUGUGGCAGAUAGAAGUUCAUGCGCCAUUGCCAGCCUACAAAAAACCAUUUGCAUUGCAAUAACCUUUCCAAAAUAGCUGGCUUAAAUUGCAGUGGAAUUUAGGUCUUCAAGGCAGAUCAUCUGAUAAAUCCUUUCUUACAAUGUUAAUAAUAUACUGAUUUUUUUUAAAUUAAAAACAACAACACAACACCAGUAUCUCACCCAAUCUCCAAAGAUAACACACAGGAUGGAGAAAAUGAAUUAGUGUGUGUUUAUUUUACAGCGCCAGAGGGAUGAAAGCUGUCUGCUGCCCUUAGCCGUCUGUGAAUUUGAGCUGCAGGUUUGAAUAUGGGGAGGGGCACCAAAGACAUGGACCAUCUUUGUGACAUGAAGAUCCUAUUGCAUAUUGUAGAGAGGGCAUGGUGUAGCCACAUAAUCAAAUGAAAACCAAUGGCAGAUAAUACAAGACAGAUGAUAACAUAAGCCUUGUGGGGUGGGGGGAAUACAUGCAGGCACCCAACAUGGAAACAAUGGGUAGAAUUCAACAUUGUGCUCUUUGCAUUGUUUCAUCUGCUCAAGCGUUUCCAUUUGCCAGCUGAAUAGGUCUCCCCACUCCCCCACCACCACAUGCUGUUUUGGGGGUUCUCAGGACCCCUCAGUGGCCCAUUGUGCGGGUAUGGGAGCACAAAAUGGAUGUCCUCGAGCAGGGGUUCUGCUGAUGGGGCUGGCUAGGUGAAUCCCACCUGAGGACUUCAAGCAAAUGUACUGCCCCAUCAAACAGUAUUAUCUUAGGAACUACUGCUGCUGCUGGGCUCAUUUUCUUAUUGUCUAACUUCAGACAAGAAAGGACCACGUUUUCAGUAAUGAUAGCACACACACAGGCGCUUAGGUAGCUUCAGCCAGUGUGGUGUAGUGGUUAAGAGCGGUAGUCUCGUAAUCUGGGGAACCGGGUUCGCUUCCCCGCUCCUCCACAUGCAGCUGCUGGGUGACCUUGGGCCAGUCACACUUCUCUGAAGUCUCUCAGCCCCACUUACCUCACAGAGUGUUUGUUGUGGGGGAGGAAGGGAGCCGCUUUGAGACUCCUUCAGGUAGUGAUAAAGUGGGAUAUCAAAUCCAAACUCUUCUUCUUCACAAAGGAAGAAUAUUAUCUGUGACAUCAGCUUCAUAUGCGGAAGAGAAAUGCAUUCUGGGAGCCCGGUUUUGCUGUCACUGAGGUGGCAAAUAAUUCAGAAGCCUCUCAGUCCUUCACACUUCUUCUGCAGAGUUUGGUACAGAACUUUGAGAGCCUCUGCUUUCGUUUUUAUUAAAACAGAGCUUCCAGUACUCAACACUGUGGAAGAAAGCAUAGGAGCAUUGACUUAUUUCAGCCCCCCUCUGCCUGGAAAAACAAUUCAACUUUUGGGGGCAGCAGAGUUUGCAUUUGCAUUAUAUCUGUUGUAUGCUGAAGUUCGGUCCUCGUGCAGGAGAUGGAAGAGCUUAGCAGGUGUGAAAAAGAUGUGGUUUUGUAUGACUAGGCCCUCAUUAGUUCCUGCCCAUCUUUCCUACAUGGCUGGGGGUCAGGCUCCACUUCUCCUGUGACUGUGUGACUCUUACUGGGUUCAGUGGUUUCAUAGAAUCAUAGAAUUUCCAGUUGGAAGGGACCCCGAGGAUCAUCUAGUCCAACCCCUUGCAAUGCAGGAAUCCUUCCCACACUUCUAUGAGUACAAGAAGCAAAUAUUCAUUGGGCCAUGUUCUUGCUGGCUACAGUGUCCUACUUGCUAGGAACAGGAAGUAAGCCUCUCCCAGUGGCGUAGCGUGGGGGGUGCAGGGGGGGCCGGCCGCACCGGGCGCAACAUCUGGGGGUUAGGGUUAGGGGGCGCAAAUCCACGGGUUAAGGGGCACAAAUUACUUGCCUUGCCCCGGGUGCUGACAACCCACGCUACGCCACUGGCCUCUCCCUCAAGGAAUUGCCACUUGACUUGCUCUGGUGUUGCUGCAAGUAGUCUCCCUUGGCAGAUGAAGUGCCUCUCCCUUACUCUUAACUCCUUUGCCAAGGAUGUGUUGUGGAAGAUAAACUGAUCCCUAUACCUGCAAUCCGCCAGGUCACCCAUUGCAAGCUUUAGCCUUUGCUGCCGGGAACCAAGUGAAAACAGCCCUAAACAUUUUGCUACUGGCCAGGAAGCUACAACUGCUUGAUGGCCUCUGCCCUCCUUUAUCUGAUUCUCACCCUUUUGCAGACCGCAUCCUUGGGUUAUGACCUCAGCUGCUGCCAGUGCAAGUUGUGGGGCUUAACUGAUGCCUUUGUAGGGUUCUGGUGAAUGUCAGAGGCUGCCGUGCCUUAAAUUUCCAGCAGCUCCUGUGUGUCAUUACUUCUUCUGUGCAAGCAGCACAGGGGGAUGCAAGUUAGUUCUGGGCCUCAGAUCCUGGCAAGGGAUUUAAAUGUAGCCUCUAUAAACAACACACAGUGGAUGUGGAACAUGCGGCUUGUUGGGGGGGGGGGGAACUAUUGAGAAAGCCUCAUAGAAUCAGGUGGGUGUGGGGAGGAGAACUUGUAGAUCAUCCCUGUUGAAUGCAGGACCUGCAUAGAAUCAUAGAGUUGGAAGGGACCCUGAGGAUCAUGUAGUCCAACCCCCUGCAAUGCAGGAAUAUGCAGCAGCCCCGUACGGGGAUCAAACCUGCAACCUUGGUGUUAUCAGCACCAUGCUUUAACCAACUGAGCUAUCCAGGCUGAGCAGUUCAGGAUGCAAAUAUGUAGCAUCACUGGCAGGUGGUUGUCCCGCUUCUGUUAAAAUACAGUCGUGCCUUGGACAUCGAACAGAAUCCAUUCCGUAAGUCCGUUCGACUUCCAAAACGUUUCGAAACCAAAGCACGGCUUCCUGCAGCCGAUCAGAAGCCGCAGAAGCCCACUUGGACAUUCAGCUUCCAAAAGAAUGUUUGAAAACCGGAACACUCACUUCCAGGUUUCGAUCGUUCGGGAGCCAAGGUGUCCGAGAUCCAAGGUACAACUAUACCUCCAACAAAGGAGAGCCCCUCCCACCCUUGCCCCAAUUUACCUCUAGCCUCAACCUGAUUGGUGCUGAUAAUUGCGUGUCCGAGACCCCGAAACCACGCCCUCGUUGAUGAAUAAGACGCAAGGAGACAGAUAUUAAAGGUAAAGGUACCCCUGCCCGUACGGGCCAGUCGUGUCCAACUCUAGGGUUGUGCGCUCAUCUCACUCUAUAGGCCGAGAGCCAGCGCUGUCCGCAGACACUUCCGGGUCACGUGGCCAGCGUGACAAGCUGCAUCUGGCGAGCCAGCGCAGCACACGGAAACGCCGUUUACCUUCCCGCUAGUAAGCGGUCCCUAUUUAUCUACUUGCACCCGGGGGUGCUUUCGAACUGAUAGGUUGGCAGGCGCUGGGACCGAGCAACGGGAGCGCACCCCGCCGCGGGGAUUCGAACCGCCGACCUGACGAUCGGCAAGUCCUAGGCGCUGAGGUUUUACCCACAGCGCCACCCGCGUCCCUUGACAGAUAUUAGGUUAAUGCUAUUGGGCAAACUUAGGCCACAACUUUAUUGGUUACAGAAUAUAAGUGGUAUUGGCUUAGGCAUUGGAACUGACCCGACUAUAUCUGACUCCUGCCCGUCACGCAGGGAGUCCUCCCACCCUUGCCUCAAUUUACUUCUAGCCUCAACCUGAUUGGUGCCGAUAAUAAGAAUUAAUAAGUACAUUCAGUGCUUUUUCUGGGGGUACUCAAGGGUACUCAGCACCAGCAGCAUUUUUUCAAGAAGAAAAGCACUGAGUAUAUUGUGCCUUUCCUAAAGAUUUAAAGCUCUGUAAAGAGCACCUUAUUUUGAUACUUCUUGCGUUCUCUUGUUAUUCUCUGCAUUUCAAUGGCUCCAGCAAUGUACCAGUAGAUAUUUCAGAGUUACUUUUUACUGCGAUUGUGGCUCUGGCCCUUUCUGCCAUUAAGCGUCCCAUUGCGCAGCAAACAUAAUCAGUGGUGAUAAAGGCCGGCUUUGUGCAAAUUGCAAGCAAAAGGUCUCGCUGCAUGAGAUAUUGGCACAAUUUACAGCAUACAAAAAUUGGCCCUUGAAGGGGGAUUAUAAAUCACUGUGGGUCCUGUACAGUAAAGACUCAGAUAAAAGUAGAGAGGUAAACACUCUCCCCCCCCCCCCAGAUAUAAAAAGAGUUUUACAAAAGGGCAUUAAGACCUGCUAACUGGAAACAGCUGCUGCUAAGACUGUUUGCAGCGAGCUUAGGCUGGAUCUGUGCAGCCUUUCAUGGUGAUUCACAACUGGGAAAGGUUGUUAAUACCAAGGGCACCUCUUCCUCUCACGGAAUGGCCAGGAAGGAAAACUUCAAAGGCUCAUCACCCCAGCACAGCUUUCUUUGGCAUUUCUCUUCCCUGCUUUGUUUUCUUCCUCUUGAGGGGAAAAAUGCAUUGGAAUAUUUGCUCUCUCUCUCACUCUUUUCCCCUUUUUGCAGGGUUUUCUGAGAAGGCUGAUAACGUGGUGAAACCAGGGGCCUGCUGUGCCUCUUGCAAAGAGUUCUAUCAAAUCAAGCAGACAGUGUUGCAACUGAAACAAAAGGUACAAGAAUCAGUGGCGGAGGCGGGGGGUGUGGUCCAGCCCGGGUGUCAUCACGGGGGGGGGUGACAAAAUGACAAAAAUAUGAGUUUAAUAUAUAUGUUUUUUAAAUGGACUCACAAAAUUUUUUAGUUCAGUCAACAAACGUAACAAAACGUGGCUGGCACUGGGUGCCACACCACGGGGGCCGGCACUUACCGCAGGGCCUGCAGCGUGCCCAAGCCACGCGUCUCUCCUGGGAGUGACAUGGUGGCUUGGGUGCUUGCAGGCUCCACACUGUCUAAAACAGCAGCGUGGGACUUGCGGCUGCCCUCCGCCUCUCCCUCAGCCGCCCUACAGCUGAGGGGGAGGCGGCGGAUAGGAUCCAUACAGUGCCCCCUGCCCCAUAGCCGGCUCACCCCGCCCCUGGCUGUAGGACCAGGCUCCCAAGCGGCAAGCUACGCCACUGACAAGAGUUGAGAAGAAAGACAUAAUGGGCUUGGACAGAAUCAAGUUUCUAAAUAAGAUAUUUCAUAGGCUUGCUGCAGAACAAUAAACCCAGAUAUAGAAAUUCAGCAAGUGAAUUUGUCUUCUAGGGAAACGGUGCAAUCUUGUUCCUUGGAGGCUUAAAAAAACCACAGUCACAUGGGGAUGUUUUCAUAAAAGAUAGUUCAGAAGAAUAAUCUUAAUUUAGGGCAAUGAGUAGUCCUAGAACCAGAUUUUCGGUCCCUUCCAAUUGAGUGGCCAGUUUCACAAGAGUCGGUUUAUUCACAUUUUGUAUUCACCAUAUUUUGGGGGUACAUUAAUAGAAUCCCACAUAAUGAAGUUGAACUGUAAAUACUUUUCACACACUAUUUUCUGAUGCAGGAGAGGUUAAAUCCUCAAAGGAAAGAGCAUGGAUGCUAGAUUAUUUUAUGGGCAAUUAUUCCUUUCAAAGCUAUAUAAUGUGUCAAAUUGCUGGGGGGGGGGUAUCUACACUUGGCUUCGCGCCAUCAUUUUUCUCCCAACACAAGGUAAUUAUCUUUUUUAUAAAAUAAAAUAAAAAUCACACAUAACUGAGACACAUGUGAAAACUUGAGUUUUGUGAAGGUUGUCAUGUGUGUUUUGCAUGGGAUUGUUUGGAAAAAUAUAUCAGGUGACGUGGAUCUUGCUAUUCAGCUAGAGGACAGAAGAGAAAGAGUCCUUUUCCAGGGUUUUGUUAUUUUGUUUUAAUAUAAGACUAUGAAGCCAAUUUUAUUCUGUAAAACCUUCAAAAGAAGAAUCCACAAGGGAACUGUAUUGUGUUUUAUCUUAUGCAAGAGAAACUCACCCUGGCCAAUAUCAUCAGGAAUCUGAUAGCAUGAUGUGAGGCUAAGCUUGAAGUGUGAAUCUUCCAACUCUAGGCUUGGAAUCUUGGAGGGUGGGGCAAAAGGCAGCCGAAAUUUGGAGUGAUUUCAAGCGGGGUGGGAUUCCUAAUAGGUUUUGGGGGCUUUUCGAGUGGCAGUAGAUGUUCUGGGGUGUUCUAGGUGUUCCAGAAGCCACCAUUUCCCUACCCCCAAUAAAAUGCACCAGAAUGACACUACAGUACUGGGUUUGGAGCAGUAUGGGGAGAUAUGAAAGAGCUUGCAGUGAAUGGAGUGUGCAGAGUGCAAAUGGGGCUGCAAAAUAAUAGUGAAGUAUUGGAGCUCAGCUGCUGCCUGAUGGACAUGAUGCUCCUGGAGUUCUCAGAAGCUUACUGUAUAUGUAUGCAUUUAUUUGCUAAAUUUAUAUCCCACCUUUCCUCCCAAAGGAGCCCAGAAUAGCUCCUUUUUAGCAGUUCGUUGGAUAGAAUAUCAGCAGUGGUAAGCAAAUUUCCCUGGAACAGAGCCUGCUUAUACAGUGGUGCCUCGCAAGACGAAAUUAAUUCGUUCCGCGAGUUUUGUCGUCUUGCGGUUUUUUUCGUCUUGCGAAGCACGGUGUCGGGAAAGUUUUGGAAAAGCUUCAAAAAUCACCAAAGUCUUUAAAAACCUCAAAAAAGGCUACCACACCGCGUUCUAUGAGUUACUCCUCGAAGUCAAGUCGCAACUGUAUUAACGGUGUUAAGAAAAGGGAAACAAACUUGCAAGACGUUUCCGUCUUGCGAAGCAAGCUCAUAGGGAAAAUCAUCUUGCGAAGCAGCUCAAAAAACAAAAAACCCUUUCGUCUAGCGAGUUUUUUGUCUUGCGAGGCAUUCAUCUUGCGAGGUACCACUGUAAUCACUGAUCUCUCCCUGCAGUGUGGAGUGCUUGGUCCUGUUCUCAGCUCACAUUAUAUCGGAAGAAAUCCCGAUACACCUGGAGAAUAGCCACUGUGAAGCAAGCCCUAAAUCAGGCAUAGGCAAACUUGACCCUCCAAAUAUUCUGGGACUACAACUCCCAUCACUCCUAGCUAACAGGACCAGUGGUCAGGGAUGAUGGGAAUUGUAGUCCCAAAACAUCUGGAGGGCCGAGUUUGCCUAUGCUUGCCCUAAAUGGUGUCCCAGGAUUCUCUGCAGCACUCAGGGAUUCUAUGCAGAUAUAAUGGAAAUAAUUCCUCAGAGAUACAUUUAAAAAAAACAACAGAAAACAACCUUCUUCCCUAUCAUCCCCCUCGACAGAGUUGCAAAACUAGUCAGAGAGAGGGAGAGCCCUUUGCCAAAAGAAAUAAAUAGCAAGCAAUCCAGGCAUGCAAGCAUUCCCAUGUGUGGAAUAGCUCUCAUUGCACAUGUUGCUUGCGCAGAUACAUGUAAGUAUGUAUUUAAUUAGAAAUAAGUGUUAGCCUGGACCCAGGCGAUCCAUCGCCAAGCCAACUGAGCAACGGUUUCCGCACGGAACUUCUUCAAAAGUACAUGUAAUGCAGGCCAUGGUGGGGCUUAGAUCUCAUUUCCGUGACUAUUGUCCCUUUUGAAAAUAUUGUAGGGAGGUAUUCUGUUUCCUUGUGAAGAAAGAUUCAUGCAUGAAGAGAGACUUGGGAGUGAGAUCAUUUUCAAGAGCGAUUCCAAGCCUGAAUCAAGAAAGUGGAAUGGAAUAGACAUUAGAUCAGUGCAUGCUCGUGUCUGGCUAAGAUAAUAAUAUUCAUCAUCAAAGCACAGGGCAGAUGCCUCUGACCUUGAGAUAGUGAAGAGAGAGCAGACAGGAGUGAGUGACUGGUUUAGCAUACAUUGCAUGAGCUUCAGGGUCACGUUGAAUUUGCAGGUUGGCAUCUGUUGUCCCUACGUGUCCUUUAUGAAAGUGCCUGUCUUAUCUGUUCGAGAUAAAUAAACGAGUUGGCACUAAAACUCAAAUUGCAUAUGUGUACACUCAGCAGGGGGAGAAAAUGUUCUCAUCCUGUAAGUAUUCUGAGCCCUUGGAAGGGAAAACACCAUAGCUCAGUGCUUUGAAUGCGGAAGAUUCCAGGUUCAGUCUCUGGCACCUCUGUUUGGUCUAAUCCAAAAGAUUGUUCGUUAUUCCCAUCGUCCUUGAUCAUUGGCCACAGGGUAGGUAAAGGUAAAGCUAUUCAUUCCAGACUAUUGUCUAAACAAAAUAAAAAAAAUUCCUUCCAGUAGCACCUUAGAGAGCAACUAAGUUUGUUAUUGGUAUGAGCUUUCGUGUGCAUGCACACUUCUUCAGAUACACGCAUGAAGUAUUUGUUUAGACUACGGCAGACCAACCUGUAACUAGACUAUUGUCUACUUCUUCAUGUUUGGGUAUUUUUUGCUUCCUUGAAGCUGCCCAUUCACAAUAACUCUGAGAGGUAGAUAAGGUGGUGGAGAGAUAAUAGGGGACAGUGCAAAUUAAGCCCCUGAUCCGCCAUGUCCAGAGCUCUGCUGGGCUCCACUGACCUCUGCCAUGAAGGAAGCUCAACCACCAACAGAGAAGCUCUGUCAGAGAGAGGUGCCCCAGUACACCUUCCCAAGUGGCAGGAAGGAGCUGACACCAGUAUCUGCCCACAGAAAGUUCUUAAGAAGAAUGGUUUGGGGCAGAGAGGCUCCUGUGCCUACCAUGCUGCUAUCACAUGAUGCCAGUGGACCUGAUCUGCGCCUCUUUUCUGUUCCAGCCUAGGAACUGUCUCAGAAAAGGGGCAUUUUUCCUGACCCCGACCUUCCUCUCCAACAGGUGCAGGUUCCAAGUCUGUGGGUGCAGUGCCAGCAACACCACUUCAUCCAACCCCUGAUGGCCAGGGGUUAGGAUUGUGCCUUGAGUUAUCCAUCAAAUAGCAGUGGGCUUCCCAGUCCAAGUGUAGCACCAUGGCUCUUUCAGAGGAUAGACUGAUGGAAUUAGUAGCUGGGUCAUGAACUGCGGAUUUCAUUUUGUGCUGUCUUCCAAGCAACAAAAACUCAACUAGGUGUCACUGAAUAUGCUGCUUGUCUAAUGGUUUGUGGUGCUUUCUUUCUUGCAGGUUGCUUUGUUGCCAAAUAAUGCUGCUGACCUUAGCAAACCAAUCACAGGAGAAAAAGUACUUGCAUCCAAUACAUUAAUACCAGGUCCUCCUGGACAGCCAGGUGAUCAGGGUCCUCCAGGUAAAGCAAUAAAGUAGUUAAACUAAUUUUUAUGUUUAUCGUAUUUGUAUACUACCAUUCGUACAAGGAGCUUAGAGUAGGAACAACCAUGCAUCAACACACACACACACACACACACACACACACACACACACACACACAGUUAGAGCCUCAAAGCAUGCCUUGUUCCAUCUGGUUUAUCCCAUCCCAGGAGCUGUCCAAGGUUCUGCAAGCUUGAUUCUUCCACACCUCCUCUCCUAACUGAAAAUAUUCCAUUCCCAAGCUAUAUAUUUGUUUAGUGAUUAGUGAAUCUCUGGACUGGGAACUGAGAAAGGUUUCUCAACUUUCCUUGCCAAGCUCAACCUGUCAGAUCUCACUCUUUGUGCUCUUUAUAUGCAGGAGACAUAAAGAGCUACAGUAUUUAUUCCAUUUAUUGCAUUUCUAUCCCACCUUCCUUGCAAGCUGGGAAUCAAGGCAGCUUGUGACAUUUUAAAAACAUCAUUGUGAAAUACAAAGUAAUAAAAACACAUUCAGAACCAGCAUUAAAGUACUACUAUUAAUACCGUGCAAUAAAGUGCAAUAUCAUUAGAGUCAGCGUAGUAGAGUGGUUAGAGUGUUAGACUGGGAUCUGGGAGGCCAGGAUUCAUAUCCGCACUCAGCCAUGAAGCUUGGUGCGUGACCUUGGGCCAGUCACUCUCUCCCAGCCUAGCCUACCUCACAGGCUUAUUGUGGGGAUUAAAUGGGGGAGCAGGGAGAAACAUAUAAGCCUCCUUGAGCUCCUUGGAGAAAAUGCAAUCAAUCAAUCAAUCAAUCAAUCAUGUGGUUGUUUUGUUUUAUUUAUGUAAUUGUAUCAUAAUCUUUGGGCUGAAUUGAUCUUAUUUUGGCCAAGAUACAAGGCAGAUGGUGCAAACCUCUGGGCUCCUGGUUAGUCUUCCAGCAAUUGAGACACAAACUAAAGUAGGGGUGUUGCUUCUCCCCGUUGUUCAGCCCCCAUUCACCAGCCACAUCUAUGAACCCACUGACAGCCUUAACUAUCUCCCUUUUAUUGCAGGUGCCACAGGUCCGCAAGGGAGCCCUGGAUUUCCUGGAUCUCCUGGCCCUCCAGGUCUGCCAGGCCCUAGAGGAGCAAUGGGGCCUAUGGGACCCUCUCCAGACCUGUCCCAUAUUAAACAGGGCAGAAGGGGCCCCGUGGUCAGUAUUGCACCUCCGUUCCAUAAAUGCACGCAGCGUAUUGGUUGGGUUAUUGCAUGUUCAUAAGGACUGUGGUUUUGUUUUUCAGGGUCCUCCGGGAGCACCAGGAAGAGAUGGAGCAAAGGUGAGCAAGCAAUUCUUUCCCCUCUAGCAUGUGUCUUAUGAAAUGUUGCUCCCAGUUCCCAACUAAUUGGAAGGCAGAAGGAAGGCAGCAGUAAAGCUGGGCCUAUCCCAAGAAACAACAAGCAGAGCCCCCUUGUGGCUGAGUAGUGUGAGAGUGUCUUGCAAGUGAGCUUCUGUAUGAAUCGGGCGUACAACAUGGCCUGCCUGCUAAUAUAGAUUGUUUUCCUGUUGUUCCUUCCUAACCAGUGUGAUGGUCAUGUACAGACUGAAUCUCCACCUGAUACCCCUGAUAUCUCCCAAGCUCAGGAUAUCUGCAGACCCAAAUCCUGAUACAGUAAUGGAGCCACAAAUCCAUCCUAUUGAGCAUUGCAGUUUAUCUUUUAUCACAGAUCAGGGCCAUAUCUCCUUAGAUAUGUCUUGAAAUUGAAGGUUCUAUGCUGUCAUAAUAUUGUCCAUCUGCUAUAUUAAUUGGAAACAUUUUUAGCCUACAUCUAGGGUAUAAAUGAAUCUAUUGUUCAUUUACUUUAUGGUAAAUUUGAUUGGAACUAUUCCCAGUACAGAUAGAUUUGGCUUUUGGGGUGAAGUUGUUUUAGAGUUUUUCCCUGCUCUGGAAUAAUCAUCAAAGCUUUUUUCAAUUUGUUGAUUUGAAUACUUACAACAGAUAAAAAAAAUGUGAUUAGAACUAUGAUACUUAACUUUGAUAUGUAACAAAAGGUAAAUGAAAUCAAGGCUUCACACUUAGUAGUGUGAGAGCCCUGCUGAACUCAGUCAGAAAUACACCUAGUGAAAGUCCCAUUUAACUCAGUAGGAUGUUCAAAUGCUUAACCUUUGCUUCAAGUGUAACUUUUCAGAUCACUUAAUGCGUGGUUUGAACGAUGAUUUAGACUUUUGUUCAUUGAAUUUGUUUUCUGGCCUUCAACUCAAAGGUUUGCAGGUUGUUAAAUAGCAAUACAGUAUAUUAAAAAUAUACAAAUCCAUAGUAGAGGUGGUUGGGGGGAAACCAAUUUAAAAUAAGUAUCAUAAAUGAAAUAUCAAAUAUGAAAAAAACUACAUUACAAUCAGGGACAUGGGUGGCGCUGUGGGUUAAACCACAGAGCCUAGGACUUGCUGAUCAGAAGGUCGGCGGUUCAAAUGCCUGCGACGGGGUGAGCUCCCGUUGCUCGGUCCCUGCUCCUGCCAAGCUAGCAGUUCGAAAGCAUGUCAAAGUGCAAGUAGAUAAAUAGGUACCGCUCUGGCGGGAAGGUAAACGGCAUUUCCAUGCGCUGCUCUGGUUCGCCAGAAGCGGCUUAGUCAUGCUGGCCACAUGACCUGUACGCCGGCUCCCUCGGCCAAUAAAGCGAGAUGAGCACCACAACCCCAGAGUCAGCCACGACUGGACCUAAUGGUCAGGGGUCCCUUUACCUUUACAUUACAAUCAAGCAGCAACCCACUUCUCAACCAGUUUCAUAUGCUUGAGAAAACAAAUGCAUCUUGAUUGACACCUAAAUCAAUCUGUUCUAAUGCUACCAUCCUUUAUACACUAGCCUAUAUAUACACACUGAAUUCAAUGAGACCAGCUUUUGAGUAGACAUGCAUAGGAUAACACAGUAAGUGAUUUUGCAUGGUGAAAGUGAGAUGAGGUCUCUACAGAGUCGAAGGGACAUUUUGAUGCAGGUUCCUUUUGAAGGAUGGAAUAGGUCUCCAAGUUAUGGUUCCAUUUUAAUCAAUGAAAAUGAUGUUUGUUACAGGGUGACAGAGGGGCACCAGGAGAAAAAGGAGCACCGGUAAGUAUCCUAUCCAGUUGCAAUGCAAUGUUAUUUAUUUAUCCAAUUCCAAAUGUUUAUUUACAUACUACCGGUUGGACUAAACGACCCUCUAACUCUACAAUUCUAUGUUACAACAACUAAACAGUUGCACUAGCAUAAACCCGUUGAGCUACACAACAUAACUUCCCCUCCCUCUCCUCUCUCUGUGUAGCCCCCCCCCCAUGUGUUUCUAAAUCUGUUGCGGGAUUGCUCCCAACCCCCCCCCCCAGAUCAAAUUUAGGAGGUUCACAGGGAGAGGAAAGGCAAAGUUCCAUUGCACAGCCCAAAGUGCUUGUGCUAGCAUAACUGUUUAGCUGGUUACCACCCAUAACAGCAUGAAAUGAAGGGCUGCUUCAUGCAUUUCUUUUUCCUAUAACACUGUUAAAUAUACUAAUAUUAAGAGCUACAGUGACCAAAAUCUGCACCUCAAGAUUGCCCCAUCCAGACAAAUGCACUGGGCAUGGGAACGCUGAAAAACUGACCCCUGUCUUCCAGGGCUGCUGAUAAUUGUAUGGGUGGAAUAGUCUCUCCCAUACCUGUGUCCCUUUGUCCUUCCAACUGCAAUCAGUUGGAACAGUCUUCAUUUAUGCUUUGGAACUGCUCUGAAGCACACAUGGGACUCCAGACUGAGGACAUUGUUUAAUGGUUAGCAGUAUGAAGAUGUGAGCAUCUGUCUGUUUUUCAGUCCCAAUAAGUGCCUUCUGUGCUCUUCCCUUUAAGCAAUUGUUGACGUUUCUUUUAAUGAAAUAAGUGGUGAAGACAUGAACGUCUCAUAUCAGACACUCUCAGUUCCUAUACAAAGCCAACUCUGUGCCCACAAUAGUGAGGGUAACAGAAUCUUACACACUGAAGCAUUUCUCAUUUCUUAUUUGAAAUUUGCAUUCAGAAAAGAUUCAAGUACAGAUUGUUUUUCCAGAUUUCAAUUUUCAUUAGUUUCCUUGCUUCUGUUUUGAUAAUCUAUCCAAAACUGGUGCUGUGAUGUACUGUAAGUCAUUAGGAACCUGAGGGACUAGUAACUUAAUUGUCACCCCUGUAAUAUUUCCAGGGGCCACCGGGUUCUUUUGACUUCCUGUUGCUAAUGAUGGCCGACAUCAGAAAUGACAUCGCUGAGCUGCAAGAGCGGGUGUUUGGCCACAGGACUCAUUCAUCGACUGAAGAGUUUCCAUUACCUCAGGAAUUUACAAACUAUCAGGACAUAGUGGAUCUGGGAUCCGGAGAAGAUUACAAACAAAGGACUGCGUCAAAAGACUCCCGAACGUAUAGAGAAGGCAAUCAUUAA
Molecule: messenger RNA, 59974 nt
Organism: Podarcis lilfordi (Lilford's wall lizard)
Lineage: Eukaryota; Metazoa; Chordata; Lepidosauria; Squamata; Lacertidae
Source: the annotation of a GenBank genome assembly